Porites evermanni is the source of this 48890-nucleotide messenger RNA. The record is from the annotation of a GenBank genome assembly. Lineage: Eukaryota; Metazoa; Cnidaria; Anthozoa; Scleractinia; Poritidae.
AUGAAUGGCGGGAAGCCCUGUGUUGGUAAUGAUACAGAGACGGCCAAGUCAUGCUUGACGCCUUGUCCAGGUGGAUAUAGUAAAAAAAUACAUUAGGGUGCUUAAGCAAUGAUAACAGCGACGGCAGAGAGAUUAAACUGGAUUCGAUUUGUUUCAAACUUCAUUGCGAGCAUUGCGACAACCAUCUGCAAGAAGGUUGAGACACUCCGACGAAAAAACGACCUUUCUUGCUUCAAAUUGCUCCUGGUUACAGGUCUGUGAGAUAAAAUACUGACCUCCCUCCUCCCUCCCAUUCAAAGUGGUUCCUCCAAGUUUUGAGUAUGGUCUUGUAUUGCUAGCAACUUUGAUAAGGGAGGAGGAUCACAACCACAAGAUCAUGGACAGGGCAUUUAUGCCAAAAUACGGUACACUGUCUCAAGUACUUUUGCAACUGGUUGUAGAACAUAUAAAUCUGUCAAGUACAGUGAAACCGCGCCUUACGGCCUGGCAAAAACCGCCAUACAUUUUGUUUUAAAAAAUAACCCCUCGUUAAUACGGCCACCCCAUUGAUACGACCAAAUGUUUUUGGGCUAUUGGUGACUGUAUUAACGGGGUUCCACUCUAUCGGCAAAUUUUCCGGUGUUGAGUUUCCAUCGGCCACGCUCAAGUUCAGAAUAAGAAAGAAAAAUUCGUUGUAUUGCCCGAGAAAGUUGUACGUUAUGGCCGUCCUGCAGUGUGUCCAACGGCAAAGAAAAGUCCUAAAUUAAGUCCAACUGCAGGGUUGUUUUCUUUUUGCCCUUGCUCUUUUUGAUCUCCUCUGUGCGGUCGCUGCCUUGGGUUGUUAAAGAUACCUUCAUCAAUCGAUUGAUAGAUCAACCAAUCAAUUUGUCUGUCAAUCAAUCAGCUAAUUACUUCAUCGUUAUGUGAAUAACAGUGUUUAGCACUAGUUGGUUUCAUCAAACUAUAUAUCAAAGCGAAUAAAAGGGAAUUACCCCAAUCAACGGAUUUGACCGAAUUGCUAGCGGUGUUGCUUGUAGAAGUAGUUCCUGCCUCAAUGAGAACCUUCCAUAGGAGGAUUUGGUCCAAUUUACACAUGGAGCACCCAAGAGAAGUCCUAUAUACAGUAAAAAUCCGCGAGUAAGAACCUAGUAGUUUGAGAACCUGCUGGCAGAAAUUUGCUAUUUUAAUACUCAAAAUGUAAGACCUGUAAAAUCCCAUGCAAGCAAGAUCAAGCAGACUCUUAUAUGUGGGUCACAGUUUAGACGAUGAUAAACACCAUAUGUGGGUUGAGUUUGUUGUUGGUUCUCUCCCUUGCUGCGAGAGGUUUUUCUCCGGGUACUCCUGUUUCCCCCUCUUCUUAAAAACCAACACUUUCAAAUUCCAAUUCGAUCUGGAACGCACGAAAACGUAUCAACGAGUUCUUAUGAACUCCUAAGUGCUCCGUGGGUAAACAAAUUACUAAUUACAAUUACAAUAUUUUAACCAAGUGUGAUUUUGAGAUUUUUUAAUAGAAGAAAAUACUUUAUUAAUCCAUUUGCUUUUUAUCAUACAACUUAUGCUAUGGAGAUAAUGCUAGAUAUAUUACAUACAUUCUGUAAUAGCUUAUCGUGAUAUUUAAGAACCAAACCCAAUUUUUUCUGGUAGUCAACGACAAUUAGCUCCUUCGUCGAAAUAAGAAACAUCUUUAAGAACCCACCUAACCUAAAUUGCGAUUAACUACCUCAAAAUACAUGAAACAUUUUUGACAGAAUUAAGAAAUUGUUGUUACACGCGGGCUUUUACUGCAUUCACAAUUUCGAAUGCAAUUGUUGUUCUUAGUUGAUGGUGGUUUCAACCUGUGGUCUGCAUGGACAACAUGUAGUCAGACUUGUGGGACUGGUACCCACACAAGGAACAGAACCUGCGACAACCCAGUGCCAAACUACCAUGGCAAAAACUGCACUGGAGACUUCAGUGAGGUAGCAAGCUGUAAAAUAACUUCUUGUCCUGGUGAGUAGACCUGAUAAACUGACAAUUCCUUUAUAUAUUCCUUAAAUUCCGACGAACUGUAGAGUUAUCCCGAUGAGUAUAACUAUGGCAAUAACCUCCUUACCGGUCUUUGACUUUUGAAUUAAUCAUUCAAGAAUCGCACGGUCUAGUUUAUGCAGUGGGCUGUAUUGUUUCGUAAUUUUGUAAAUCUUGGUAUCCAAAAAAAUUCAAGCAGAUUUUUGGGUGUUGCUCACAGGCAAAAUAUGCCAGUUUCAAUUUGAUCAAAACGGUAACGCAGUGACUUCAACCAAUGGUGACUGCCUUCCCUUUACAAGAUCUUUUGCAUCGCUGGUUAAUGCACCUGACCUCCUAUAUGAGCACGAAGCUGAAUGUCCUCAAGGAAAAUGUAUAGUGUACGAGUAGCGUUCACAGAAGAGUUGAAUGUAUGAUCAUGAAAUGUACUCAGUGCUACGCCACAUGUCUCAAUUCUGUAAUAGGUCUCUUCCUACGAUUUGAUUACCCUUAAUUAAAACCAUUUUCAAGAACUUACGACUCCGCUCACAGAGUUGCCGAUAAAUGCAAAUUCGAGUGUAAUACAACGGUUAACCGCACAAAAACUUGAAAUUCUUGAAUAGAAAGUCACAGAAUUCCAAUAAAAAGGUAAAUUUUAAAUAAAAGCAUACAAAACAAGAGAAGGAAUGAAAACAAGAACACAAUCGACCGACAGAUGCGGCUUGGAUUAUUUUAUAUAUAAAAUAAUCCAAGUAUUCUAUAUUAUAUAUUAAAAUAUAUAAUUGAAUACUGUCCCCGCGCAAAACAAAUUUACUCUUAUUUUUAAGGUGCAAUUGAUGGAGGCUUUACAAUGUGGUCUUCCUGGAGCACAUGCUCAGAACCAACAUACUGUUUGAAAGGUGUUUCCAAACGAACCCGUACUUGCACUAAUCCCCCUCCAGCUAAUGGCGGAGAUGACUGUGUGGGAUUGUCAGCAGAGAGUAAAGAUUGCCCCACCCAAGCAGAUGGAUGCACAAGUAAGACGUUAAUGGUCAACAUACCAGGGGAAAAGGGGGCUAGAGCGUGUGCCCUCACCUACUCUCCACAUCGUUUUUCUUAUGCUUUGACAUAAUGACUGAUACUUGAAACUCCUUGAAAGUCUGUCUCGACAUUGUCUCAGUUUUCUUGUUCAUUCAAAGUCGAAAUGGUGAAGUCGUUUUACCAGUUCUCUAGACUCGUUCAUGCCUUGCAACCAAUACUACUUUCCCCUUUUUUGUAAUAAAUUCAGUUUGAUUUCUUGAAACAGAAUCAUAUGCUCUUGUUUUCAUCUUACUGCCUCUUGAUGGUUAUUUUAUAGUUAUAUUGUACAUGGAAGAAGCUGAUGUUUAUUUAUAAUCGCAUUAUUCGAUUUAGCUUAUGAGCCACCUAAGCCAGACAAAAUAGCAGCUGACCCUAAUUCCUGGAUAGCUUUGGAGUGCGAUGCAACCGAGAAGUUCUCAGCCACAGGAGCAUACAAACAGGAUGUUCCGUAUGCUGUGUAUACAAAUUUCAAUUUCAUGAAGACGGAGUUGGAGAGUGGAUGGUUUGCGAUCAAAAUUGAGCCGGAUGAUAAAGAUGAUUAUGGAAAGAAGAAUCUCACCAAGGUUUGCUAAUGACAUGGACGAUUUUAAAAAUGAACGAUAACCGAACCAAUUUCGAUUGGAAUGUUGAGCUCAUUUGAGCUUAUCUCUGCGCUGCGGGCUCUUUCAAAAUUGCUUACCAGUUAAGUCAAACCGUUAAGAUCUCAAAAUAAUAAUGAUAAUUAAAAAAUCACAUACGAUUGUCAUGAAUGCAGUGUCCUGCAGAGUUUUAAGUUCAAACGUAUAGACACUGUAAAACGUAGUUUGGAAAAGACCUCUUCUUGCUUGCAGCAGACCCGGGGUAAAUAACGUCCCUUCACUUAACUGUGCUUUAUCAUUUUUUUUUUCUCGUUCAGGUGUGUUUUGAAAUGGUCAGCCCGUUAACUAUUAAAAAGGUUGUGGAUAACAUAGCAACGUACUAUGCAAGGAUUGACGUACUACCUAGUUGGACACGCCCCGAACAAACAGAAAAUGUCCCUGCUAUCUCUAUCUGGAUUGAUGAAACACAGCUUCUAAGAAAAUAUGAGUUCCAGUGCUCUAAGUCUGAUAAAUAUUCCCCGCAAGCUGGAUUUGAAAUAACCGAUGUUAGGUCAGUACAUACAUAUCUAUACAUACGUAUUCUGGGUAGAAUGUAUUUCGCAGAGCGCUCAAUUCAUUUAAGUGAAGAGCAUUGUCUAUAGCAUUAAUAAUCACAGGAGUUCAGGCUUCCGGAGUAAUCAUUGAUCGUUUAUUGCGACAUUGCUGUUUCGUAUGGUCCGAAAUUGUAGGACCACACUCAUCAGGCAAUAAUCUUUCCCGAAGGGGCCUUUUACAGUUUUUAAUAACACUCCUCACUGACCAGUCAACUCGAAAUGUAAGUAAUUAGUUCUGUUUUUGAUUUCUUAAUUUAGGUUCUCCUAUUACACAGAGGGAAGUACUCAAAAAUUUUCAGCAAAAGGGAACUAUACGCUCAAAACAGGAAAUGUAUUCGCUACAGAAGUGUGGAAAGAUGUAACAACUGGAUCGGUGUACGCCAAGGGCACGGCUGCCUCUGCUACGUUUGGAGAUAUGUUAACCUCGUUUGGCUUAAAUCCUUCAAGUUUACCAGAUUUUUUUGUCAAUGCCCUGAAGUAAGUUGCCGUUGUUUUUGGUUCGUUUAUUUAUUCGCUCUUGAAGGUCAUCCUUGAGAAGUGAUGCUACCCUAAGAACCACUUUGCACCUACUACGGGUGUUAUUUGAACUAGGUUUACUCUUCCUGUGCGGGGUGCAAACGCGGUAGCAGCGGAGCAUGGUCACAAAUUAAAAUAAUUCAGCUUUGUUAUCCGGGUGAAGACGGAUGGGAAAUGCCAAAAAAGUGACUGCCCCAAGGAAAUGUGGUAAUCUACCCAUCCGAGAAAAUUUGGUAAUCACGCGACCGUACACCGACCGACCGCCCGUGCGCCCGACCGUCCGUCUGCACCAAAGGCAUACCAAUGUAAAAUAACUCAAUCAACAGGUAUGGCAACCCAAAUGCAACUCAAGGUUUUAUUUGGAAGAAAAUCACAUGGCCGCCCGGACUUUUAGAAAGAAAAAACAACAACAAAGUCGUGUCUUUUUCGGCGUUAUUUUUUAUGUUUACACACUAACGUGGAUAACGGAGAAAGAGCGAGAGCUAGAGCGAGUUAUUGAAAAUAAAGGAGACGAAUUUCGUAGGAAGAAAAACAUGGAGAUUCAAAGCGGCGGUGAGAAAAUGAGAAAUGCUAGCGGCCAUCAAGGUGAAAAAGAGCGGCAGUGAAAAAUAAAAGCGAACCUGAACACAGGAAACAAAAUGUCGGGUAUUAAAGCACAUAUCUGGUGGGGUAAGUUUCUUUUGUUUUGUGUCCCCAGGGCGUGAAAACAAAAGAAACCAACCCCAUUAGACCGGGGUCCCCCACUCAAUGUAAACAGGCCCUUAGAUCUGUUGGUCGAAGCCAUUUUCAUUGUCGUCCGUUUAGCAUUACACGAUUUAAUUUUUUUUUGUUUACACGUAUUAUUAACCAGAGCUUCGCUUUUAGCCCUGGCUAAAUCUAUAUAUUACAUGGAUCGGGAAUAAAGAUUUUUUCCCCAUAAUCCCUUUUACCCUAACAUUUUAGGUCGCAAAUUGAAAUGACUUCGUCAACUACUGUUCAAUGUUAUGAGGCUUCAUGUGUCUUAAACGCGGUGGAAUAUUUUUUGAGUCGACCGCUUUGUGAUCACGUCAUCAGUCAGCCGGCUCUAAGAAACAGUGAUUAAUCAUCAUUCUGAUAAUGAUAACAUUUUCGUUCGCGCAUUUCCUAACCCAGAGAAGAUUAUCCGUUUUAGUUCGGACUAUGGCGGACUUGAUUAAUACCAUUUUAGAGAAAAUCUAAGCCAAUGUUUUCUUUACUUGGACAGGGGAAUUGGUGUGUGGGAUUUCAAUAUGGCGCCUGCUGAGUUUGCAAGGAAAUUGGAACAAUUCGGCCUUUACCGCUUCACUGGAACGAUUGACGCAGGCGGUGUUCCGAUUCAUGCAGAAAUUUUGGCGGGAUAUAAAUUUGGAAGACCGCAGUUUGCGAUUGGUUUUUCCUUUGAUAAAGAAUCGUACGGCAAAUUGGCAGAGAAGCUGUCUGGAAUAAAGGUUGAUUUCUUGGAUUCCCUUGGAAUAGACUUGGAGGUAUCAGCUAUAAUAAGUGUCCCAGUAAUCGAUUUGUUUAACCCUCUUACAAUCUAAGUUUAGAACAGAAAGUUACGAAACCCAGCUUGCAGGAGGCAAGCCAGUAGACUUACAAGCCAUAACCCAAGCCAAGCGUAACUCGGCCUAAUGGUCAGGGCGGGACUUAUCUGAUUCUUCUUUGAAGUUUUUCGUUUCAUAACUAGCAAACAGGAUGUAUUCGGCAGUGCUGAUCCUAGCAAUUUGCAGUUCGCGUUUCACAAGCAAAGGUAGUGAUUGAAGUUGCUCGAUCAUCAAGAGCCCUUUCGUAGCUCAGUUUUUAGUGUGCCCACCGAUAGACAUUUAGAAGAAUCGCAUAGACAUUUUAUUUAACCUUUCUUUCAUCUUUUAAAUGGUGCACGGUGAUUACUGAGUUAUUCGGAUACUUUUGUAUUGUUAACGAGGCUUUGACUGGGUAGCGGAAAUUUCCAGUUCACCGAGGGAUAUAAAUUUUCAUGUUAAUGAAAAAGGUCGCAUUUAAGAAAUAUUGACCGAAAAGAUAUUUCCAAUGUGUUAACAUCUGCUAAAUAACUGCACUAGUGUUAUGUUUUGAUACAGAUAUCCUUCUGUCAAGCCUAUGUUAAAUACAUUAUUACUUAAGAUGACACUAAAAUAAGAGUACCUCAGGGGUAAUAAUUAUUCUACUACUUAAAGUCCAACUUCGAUAUGACGAAUCUUUAUUUUACGAAGUCCUUGGUACAAAGAACUUUAUUCUUCCUGCCAGUAAUAGUGAAAUAUGUGGAAAAGAGCUUCGAUAUUGCGAAACCUUUUUGUAACAAAGAUACUUUGUCGGUCCUUUGGCCCUUGGUUAUAUCGAGGUUCCGCUGUAGUUCUUAAGAAAUUUACAUGUUAAAAUUUUCAAUUACCUGUUAUAGGUUGGUGUAAGCUUUAGUGUUCCCACUUCGCUAGGAUUUCAGCAGGUCCUUGUUGAUAGUACCACCACGUUUUCUAAAGAACCGCUCAAAAGUUUUCAUACCGUCUCCGUCCCAGGAGGUAAGAAGAAUGUAAGGUAAAGAUAAAGUGGAAGUAGACUGAUGAGGAUAGACUAAGUUGUGCGCACCUUUCGAGCCAGUUAAAGCUGCCGUUUUACUACUUUCAGAAAAAAGACUAAAACUUAAAGAAAAAUUGGUCUGAAAAGCGCGCGUAAAUACUGAGCGAGUAUGUUGGGACGUGCUCAUGCCCCCCUAGGCAUCCCAUAAUGCUCCUUAAAUCUAAGUAAUUCAAUAUGGCCGCCGUAUCGGUAAAAAGGUCUAUUGAAUAACAAUAUAUUCUUAAAAGACGGUUAGUACUGUACUUUGCAUUGGUUGUCUCAGUGUCGCUUCUCACGUUUAUAGUCAUACUGAUGGUCAAUUUAUUUUGUUUUGUUUGCUAACUAUCCAUUUUUGCAUUUAAGGUAUUUUCGUCGCGGCCCAAAUUACCCUACCGAAGGACUGUUCAAAUAACAAAUUCUGUGAAAUUUGCAAGAUGAUUCUGGGACCAACCAUCAAGUGGUAUAUUAGUGGACAGUUUGAAUGGAAAAAGAUCAAAGUCACGACCGGGUUUCGUAAUAUUAAACUCUGGGAUGGACUGGCAUUUGAUAGGCUUGAGUUGUACGUCGAGGUGAGCUUUUGUACUUUCUCACUUUGCUAGUUGAAAAAGGCAAAGACAUACCACCAGCAUGGAUCGUUUUUAGCACUUUAAGUAUAAAGAUAUGCUCAGCUGUUUACUAACUAAAUAAAAAUAAAGACAGCUUCUCAGUCUAGAAUUGUGUGCCAACCAUAACCUCUCUGUUGUGUAACUGUUAGGCGGAAUUCAACGCUACCCACACACAUGUCAAACUGGGCUUCCGCGUGGAUAUAAAAAUACCUGUGAACGGCGAGAUCGAACGGGACGGCAUCAUAGCUCCUGGAAAUGAUCUGUUUCUCUUUGGUGUGUUGGAGUACGACUUUACAGAAACGAAAGUUUCCGGAAAACUGGGCAUGCGCGGAAUGUGGCGAAAAGCCUAUUGGAUCCCUUGGUUAUCUUUAGGAAACAUCUUUCUUGGGUAAGAAGCUGUUGAAUGAGGCUGCAACAGUUUUGAACGUAAGGGCAUACGUUAUCCUCCUCCUCUUCUUCGUCAUUAUAAUCGUUUGCGUAUACAACUUAUGCCUGAGAAACGAUGAUAUCUUCAUAAUAUAACCGUGUUUAGUAUAUACACACUCAGUGAUCUUGCCGAUUUAAGCAAUCUGAUUGGUUCGCUAUCUCGGACUAUUCAACGAUAUUCACCUCCUAGCGAGUGGAUAAUGUGUGAGCUCGGUGUUUUUCCCAUUUUUUUAGAGAACGAUCUUUUAAAAGUCGACAAAAUCCUGGGGUUGACUUUUUUUAAGGCAAGAAAAGACUUGGAAGGAUUCAAUACGGCGUUUUUCAAUUUACUGUAGCUGAGUUUUAUGCUCGAUGGAUUGUUUACAUUCCCGUGUAUUCGCGAAGAAGAAGCCUUUUCGUGAACUCAGCGUUUUCUGACAAGAAAAUUUUGGCUCAAAAAUUGAAGUUUACUUAUGACAAACAAAUUUAAAACGAAAUGUUUGCAGAAAUUCUACGUUUCAAGUAAACAGGAAAGAAAAUGAUACAGGAAGACGACGUCUUACCUCGAGCAACCGAGCCGUCAUUUUUUGUCAGCACUUCAUGCGAAGAACGACACAACCAACCCUUUUGGCUAUACACUUGGCGAGUCAACAGAAAACAACAAAGCUCUACUUUUCUUCUCGGGUAGGGAAACAGUUCAAACUUUUAGCAGUUCCAUUUAAGCCAUUACGCUGUUGUUUGCGAAAUGAUAAACUUGUGAAUUGCCAUGUUUGAAAAUUCUGCAAAGAUCUAUUUUAAAACUUACGCGUGAUUUGAUCUGUCAAUCAAAUCGUACUUUUUAAUAGUUUCCUCUCUGAUUUUGUUGAGAUCACUUUCUUUUGUAUAUACUAAAACAAUUAUUCUUUUCAAUCUCGGUGAAUAGUGGCUUUGAGAAAAUUUACCUCGCCGCUUUCGCGGCCCGGUAAAUAUUUAGCCACUAUUCACCUUGAUUUCAAAGAAUAAUUAACAAUUAUUCGCCGAAGGCGAAGUUAAUAUUGUUGAAUAAUCCCCGAGACGAGGUCGAGGGGAUUAUUCAACAAUAUUAACUGAGCCUGAGGUGAAUAAUUGUUUUAGUAUAUUCACACGAAGUGAUCUCAACAGAAUCAGAAAGGAAACCAUUAAAAAACCAUUAGUUUGAUUGACGGGUGAAAAUUCAUGCGUGAACACGAAGCCGUAAACAGUGGAUGCGCAAAAGUUAGAUCUUUACAGUAUCUUCAAACAUGGCAAAUGAUAGUUUUAAUCCUUUUGUAUCGAGUUUUGUAAGCUUUAGCAUCAACGGUUUAAAAGAAAACGCCGAAAAUUUAAAUUACUACCCAAUUCUGAGAAGAAAAGUAUCUAGAGCUUUAUUUGUUUCUGUCAACUCACCGUGAAUGAGAAAGUUUUCUUCGUCGCUUCUUGCAAAUGCUGUCAACAGCGGCUGCGAUCAAGGUAAGCGUUGUUUAUCUCCAAAGUUCUUUGCCUUGUUAACUUGCUGGCACGUACAAUUUUCGAAAAUAUUUGCCUUCCUCUCUUCUCCAUAAAUUAACCUCUAUUUAUAGGCAAAAUUGGUCUUGCGAGAAAAUCCCGAAAUCACAAAACAGUGACAAAGCGACCUCGUUUUCCUCUGUAGUGGUAAACAUAGCUUCGAGCGUACAAAAAGUCAGCUAAAGUAAACCACUUCACAAUAAAUCACGCUGUUUAAACACCAUGAAGUCUUUUCUUGCUUUCAAAGUCAUCAGCACUUGGAUAUUCGUGUAUUUUCAAACAGGUUUUACUUUGAAACUUUGGCAAAACACCCAGUUCACGACAGCGAUUUUGCUCGGCUUUAUAUUCACCGCCUAGCGCGGUGAAUAUAACGUCAUAGUCCGAGAUAGCUAACCAAUCAGAUUGCUUGAAUUACCAAGAUCACUGAGUGUGUAUAUACUAAUUGUUAAUGAAUGAAUUUUAUCACUAACUAGUAUUCAGCCCGUAAGUAGUUACAAUAACGGUAUUUACAAUGAGAUCAAACAAGAUAAAACAGUAGUUACAACAAAAACGCUUAUUCCAAAAAGUACAUACAUGUUAUUACUAAUUAAUCCUUCAGUGACAACUUAAAAGAUGGUGCAAGUAAUACUUUCUUAAAAACAUGGGGUGAACUACACUAAAACUUAUAUUCGAGAUGCCGGAGACAGCUCUUUAUUCACCUUAAGGUAAAACUAAGCUGCUCAAGGGAGAAGUGGAUUGCUAAGAGAAUGGGUCGUUAACCUCUUGUCUUGGAAAACUGCGGGAGAAUUCUUUUAUUUAUUCCACUCUCGUUAAAUUAGUUUCCAGAAUUUCCAAGCCCACAGACCAAAAUAGUUUAAGAACCCGAAGAAAACGUUGUUGUCAGUAAUUUGACGAUGGAUGUGUUGUGGUUCAAUUUUAUCUUUAAUUUGAAUUUUCUUUCUGAGUAUGGGAGUGUAUGAUAGUCAAUUUGAAACAAAGGUAAAUAACAAUUUGACCGAAGAUCAAAUCUGCCUUUGCUGCAUUCCUGUGAAACUUAGGCAUCAACUCGAGGCUUGGAUGGACAAUUUACAGUGAGCUGUAUGAAUUUGUCCACCCGGGCCUCGACCUCAUUUCUUUAUGUUUGCUCGCUGCAGCGGAAUGCGCAUGCGGGAAAGGUCUUUUGAGCCACAACAAUUAUGUAAAGAUCAUCACAUUUAAGCCUAAUGAUUAUAAGGAAAUAAAUUCCUUUUCCUGCAAAACCUUUUCACCUAAACGUACUUUUUGAAGUUAUAUUUCUUUCCGCAUUUAUUGCCCCCGCAGGGAUUUCGCUCAGAAGGCGAAAUCCAGAAGAGGCACUCUAGUAACUCGCGCGUAUAUUAAGGAAAGUACUGACAGUUGAAAUAUACAGUCAUACAGUCAAUAUAGAAAAAAUCUCGAUUUGCUUGAACAGGGGCCGCGAGGAAUCGGUAGGUAAUGAUGACGUUUCUAUUGUUUGGCCCGCAAGUACGAAAUAGUUAGGAUGACCUAAAGACAGAAAAUCCCGAAGCGACCGCUUAGGUAGAUUUUGUGACAUUUAUUGUGCAGUGAUACUUCGCUACUCUUUUGCGUUACGUGUUAUCAGUGACAUUCUGUGGAGCAGUUGUUUUGAAAGUUAUGGACCAAAAGACACUCGUUAAGCGCAAGUUAUAAGGUGCGUAUAGCUUUGUACAUAUAAACACUUGAAGGAUUUGCCAGACACGAGUUCACAAAUCUUUGAUUGGAAACCUUGCCAGACACUCUUUCUCUCUCUUUGACCGGAAUAAGACUCAGCCCCUCAGAGCCCCUGCAGCCCCAAACAAGCAAGACGAGUGAACAACGUCUACCUUAUCACUAGCAGAACGAUGGACGAUCACAGAAAUUCGCCGACAAUCAAAUUCUGUGCUGACUUAUUCCCUGCUCACAGAUGUCCUUCCCCUGUAAAGUUUAAAACUAACACUAGAAUGCGUGAGCGUGAAUAUGAUCAAACGUCCUUUUAAUUACUUUCCGGCAAAUAAAAUGAACUGAAUGUAAAAAGUGAAAGAGAAAUAGCGAAAAUUCAAUCUUUUCUUAUGGUUUAGAAUAAACUAUUCUCGAAACUGAGAAUGUUUUGAUCAAAGCUGUGUAAAUCGAACUGAAACUGUGCAUGGAACCUUGCGUUUCCUGUAUUUAUCCUACCUGUUGUAUGGAAUAUGUGUGAAAUUCUUCAUUAUGAAUCGAAUCGGUAUACCGUAAAAUUCCGAAAAUAAGCCCCGGGGCUUAUAUUUUUCAAAGGCCCUUUUAGAGGGGUUUAUAUUCGGAGGGGCUUAUCAACAGAGGGAAAUCUGCGUUUCAAAAUCGAUUGCGCUAGCCUUAUAGUUGGAAGUGAAUUUACCGUUUUUGCUUUGUUGUACUUUGUAUUUGAGGGCAAUUUUCCAAGUGCAAGCCCCCGGGGGCUUAUAUUUGGAGGGGCGAUUUAACGGAGGGUUUUUUGCGUUACCGGUUUGAGGGGCAUAUAUUUGGAGGGGCUUAUACAUGGAGGGGCUUAUUUUCGGAAUUUUAUGGUAUUUCAAAGAGCUACACAACAGGCAAUUAUACUAUUGACCAACAAUAUACAGAGCGGGGGCAGCUGUAGUGUCAAGUAUUACUAGUUUAUUAGUUGUCCAUUGCAGACAAAUAUAUAUAUACAUGUAUUUGCGAUCUUAAUUAAACUCUGGACGUGUCAAGUAUAACGAAUUUAUGAGUGUAACAUACUUGGCAAUUAUAACAAUCAAGCAUGCAUUUUUGUUAAAUUGAAGGGGCUUAACCACAGGUAGCCCAAGCUCACUAUGAGUGCCCUGAACGACAUUAUCCUACUUAGCUAAUUAAUUAUUCAUGCAGCAAGAAAAUUAUAAGACGCUGUAUGGAGAAAUGUUCUUUGCUCACUAAAUUAGCAAAAUGUACAUUGAAUAUCGCUUUAAAGCUUACCUUUAGCGUCUUCUUGUUUUUCUUUGUAUUCUGACUGCAUUUCAGACCUCCUAGGCACUGUUUAAGGCCUUUUUUGGAGCGACAGUUUUUCACCCAGAUGACAGUAGAGAGAAGAGAAGAGAAGGUUGGCAAAUCUCUCUUGACUGGCUCCGCUCUCGGCGGCGAUAAAUUCCGUGACAUUUGCGACAUGGAGACAAUUCCGCCAGAAACAGAUGUCCUGAUAAAUAACGCACAUUUUCCAUCAUUCACAUCGCCAAAAUUCCCAUUUCGAAGGUCCUAAAUCGCCAACGAAGUGGGCAAUACACGGCUGAGGUGAGGCGAGUCGAGAGCAGACCCGCAACGGACUCCAACCGUCACGUCGACAAUUCAAACCGACGCGGGCUGGCAGGGUCAAAUUGUUCAACCGUCAAAGGACAAUUGGAGCAUUUAGCCUACUGGGCACAGUAACUGAUUUUUCACUUCUCACAUUGCACUCCGGGGUCGCGGAAGUCAAGCAUCGCGUGUGAUAGUGACAUGUAAUAUCAAAACAUGUCGCGUUGUUAAUGUUUUGAUCUCUACUCUUCUUUUUAAAAAGCGUUUGACAAUGGUUUUUUAUGUAUGAUUUAGAAAAAAAUUUUGCAAUAAGAAUUACUACGGCUGUAAACAGUUGUUAGCUAUUUUUCCUCCCUUUUUCAACAAGUGGCAGUAAGUAGCAAGUUUGGGGACAGGAUCUUCCGGCAGGUGCUCUUAUCUAAAUGGGAGUGUUUUUACGGAAAGGAAAUAUGUAAAUAAAUAUUUCAUUGAAUUCUGCCACAUUAGCUACACCGAUUUCAAGAUCAAAUUAUACAUCAGCUGCUUACAGCGCAAGCAAAGUAUUUCUGAAAUAUGAAUUCCAAAUGUAGUAGCUAUUUUUGUAUUGAUUGGAUUUCUUGACGCUACUAUUAAUCAUGGCUUAAAGGUAGCGUCAAGAAAUAGAUAAGAGCACCUGCCGGAAGAUCCUGUCCCCAAACUUGCUACUUACUGCCACUUAUUGAAAAAGGGAAGAAAAAUAGCUAACAAUUGUUUACAGCCCUAGUAAUUCUUAUUGCAAUAUUUUUUCUAAAUCACGCAUAAAAAACCAUUGUCAAACGCUUUUUAAAAAGAAGAGUAGAGAUCAACCAAAUGCAACAACGCGACAUGUUUUGAUAUUACAUGUCACUAUCACACGAGAUGCUUGACUUCCGCGACCCCGGAGUGCAAUGUGAGAAGUGAAAAAUCAGUUACUGUGCCCAGUAGGCUAAAUGCUCCAAUUGUCCUUUGACGGUUGAACAAUUUGACCCUGCCAGCCCGCGUCGGUUUGAAUUGUCGACGUGACGGUUGGAGUCCGUUGCGGGUCUGCUCUCGACACGCCUCACCUCAGCCGUGUAUUGCCCACUUCGUUGGCGAUUUAGGACCUUCGAAAUGGGAAUUUUGGCGAUGUGAAUGAUGGAAAAUGUGCGUUAUUUAUCAGGACAUCUGUUUCUGGCGGAAUUGUCUCCAUGUCGCAAAUGUCACGGAAUUUAUCGCCGCCGAGAGCGGAGCCGGUCAAGAGAGGUUUGCCAACCUUCUCUUCUCUUCUCUCUACUGUCAUCUGGGUGAAAAACUGUCGCUCCAAAAAAGGCCUUAAACAGUGCCUAGGAGGUCUGAAAUGCAGUCAGAAUACAAAGAAAAACAAGAAGACGCUAAAGGUAAGCUUCAAAGCGAUAUUCAAUGUACAUUUUGCUAAUUUAGUGAGCAAAGAACAUUUCUCCAUACAACGUCUUAUAAUUUUCUUGCUGUAUGAAUAAUUAAUUAGCUAAGUAGGAUAAUGUCGUUCAGGGCACUCAUAGUGAGCUUGGGCUACCUGUGGCUUAACGUCGUCCGCAUACAGAAUGUGAUCACUUCUGGCUCGAUUUCCAACCGCCGCUCUGCUAGUAAUAUGCAAUGGCUUUGAUUGACAGGUUGACUUACAAAGUUGGAGCGCCUAUACCCAUAACUGGUGUGCAAUUUGGAAUGAGAGUCGAAUUUGGAUACGACUGUCUUAUACCAGCAGAUUUCAAUAACGACGUGAGUUACAAUGCACGAUUUGCAAAGUAAAGCCAUUUUACGUUAAUUUAUACAAAGGUAGACUUAUACUAAACCGUAGUGUGCUUCGUUUAGUUUCAAUAUACCUACAACUGACUGUGAGCAGUCUUCACAGUAGACAAGUCCACAAGACCGACGGUUUAUCCCUUGUCAUGCUGACAAAGAUGCUUUGAUUUUGCGAAAACUGGAAGAUGUUUAAAAGACACUGAACUCUUAAAAAACAUCUCAAUUUUUCCAUGCUGACGCAAGUCUAAGAAGAUAUCUUAUAAUAAGGUUUAUAUGGAUCUUCGUAGAACGCUUGUCAAAAACUCCGUAUGAUUUGUUUGCCAUGUGAAAACCAGCAAUUAAAAAAAUCUGUUUCCUUAAAAUGCGAUUGGAAUAAAGUAGUUGAGCAAGCACUCCUACAAAAAUAUUAAUUCAUUUUAUAAUAUCAAGUAAUAAAUAAAAUGUAUAUUAUUUCCAGGGCCAUUGUUUCGGUGGUGAAGGAUACUUUGGUGUCGGAGAUCCAGAGUUCUUUUAUGCUAGUAUAACAGCUCUCACAUUUGGGAAGAUCUUCAGAUUGCUGGGAGCAACUUUUGAGCUUCCACCUCCAAUAGCAGCUACCGGCUUUCCACAAGGGGCGACUGUAAGCUGGAUAUUAGAGACCUUUGGAUUCCAGGACGAGGACGAUUACGAGAACGAAAUUUAAAGGGGCUGUGUCACGACAGUCCAGUUCAUUUUGUUUAAUUUUGCCAAUUACUCGCCCUCAAUCGGUAUGGAACUUAAAGUAAGCAAGGAAAUUACAUGGAAAUGACAAAAUCAGAGAUUCGAGACAAACAAAUAUGUCUCCUGAGCAUUAUUUUUGAAGCUGCAAACAGCAGAGAUCAACUUUGAAAAGCUGUUAGGCUGAACAGUUUUCAAAAACCCUCAUUUCAAUCCGUUUCAAUCUUCUUCAGUUUUGUCUAUCCGUGGCAUCUGUUCUAUCUGUUGUGUUAUUUUAACCUUUCUUUAAUAUUUUACGCGGUUAUUUUUAUAUUUCUUUUAAUUUAACGAGCAUUUUGCAAUAACCUGAUUUGGCUGAAUUUCGUGACACAGCUCCUUUAAAUUUGACCUCCACUUUUUUUUGCGUAUUCCGAGAAAACAGAAAUAUUGGAAAGAUUCCUUUUCCUUUUUUUUCACUACCGCAAACGUUAACACGGUUUUUAUUAUCACUGAAAGUAAAGCCCUCUCUCGAUCGCAAAAUGAUAAUGAUAAUGAUGAUGGGAAAAUCUCGCGUUUUCGCAGUUGUCCUCAUAUUAGAAUGUGAUGGUCUUUAGUAGUACUCUUCUUCUUGCUUUGAAUCUGAGUGGGGCCAUAUUACCCUUUCUGACAGUGACAUGAAGCCAUUUUAUUUAAAUUUGUUUAAUUUGUUGUCUUCCGAAUUAUAUCUGAACUGUAUUGACUAAGCUUUGAUGUUAUUUUUUAACAUCACGAAAUCGGAGAUGGUGUAUCCAAGAAAGUGGCUGUUUAAUUUUAGGAGUCAAAAGGUUAAAACAGUCUUCUACUUUGCCUUGAAAGUAACUUGUGUUACACUGAUAAAUAGCAAUUUUCUUUCCCAAUUACGGACUUCAAAUUUUUCUGUUAGGUUGCGAAAUCUUCGGCCGACGUUGAUCUCCGAAUAGCGGGUGGCCCGUUUAUCUUCGAAGGUUUCUAUAUGAAAGGAGAGGUUAACAUUCUGGGUUGGGGAAUUUUUGCAGAAAUCAGGUUAUCAAAAACGGUAAGUAACCAACAAUACUCGACUUUUAUGAAAUGCCUUCCCACAAUCACCGCGUAGUCAACUUAGUUGGAUGCCCGCCCGUCUCGCUGUCGAGCAGAAAGGGACGGGCUCGACUGAACCCAGGGCGGACCCCUAACAAGGGUCUUAAAAAACCUGGUAAGAUUAGUGAUAGCCAUGAUUCAUGCCCUUGUCUCACUUCAGAUGAUCGCGUCAUUGGGCUUUGUCUCUUCAUCCUUCCUUGUCAAUUCGAAGGGAACUUGGGAGAACCCUCUUGUUUGUUCGAAACGUGCAGGGAAUGUAGACCUCGGUGUUGUCGUCUAUGCGUUUUAUCUCCAAGCAAUACUUAAAUUGGAGCCAAACUCUGAUGUUUGUAUUGCCUUACAACGCCGAUGAAAUUUUCAAAGAAACUCUUAAUGUACAUUUAAUAAUGUAUUAUGUGUACCAAAGGUUAAUACGUACCAAAUGAAACAUCGUAUUUGCCCCUACCAAUGAGUAGUAGCUACGGGACUCGCCUCUCUACGUUCUUUGCCGAGCUAUAAAUUUACAGACCUUUAUUGUUAUUUGUCACUCUGGACCGGUGCUGUGGCUGCUUCCGGCGGUAUUCAGUACGUGCGUCCUCUAAAAACACGGUUGGGUGUUGUAAAGCUGAUUCUAGUAGUUUUCAGGACGGUUAUGCAUUUUUGCAGCUCUCCAUGACUAAUUCCUAGACACGCGACUUGAGCGAGGGAAUGGGAGGCUUAAGCAACGACGACGGCGACGGAAACGAGAACGGCAAAGUAGUAGGUUUAGACAAGCAAAAGAACAACUUUGUACGUGCAUCACGCUUUUUUUACGCUGCUUUGCCCUCACUGUACGACUAUGACGUGAAACUUCCUAAUUUCACGUUCUUUUGAAGACCUAAACACAAGACAACAAUUUUCUUUUUCCCCUAGCUUUUAUAAACUUAGAUACAAUCCUUUAAAAUUCAACUUCUAAAAAAUCGCCAAACUUUGACAAAUUAAACGAGUCGGAAUUACAGGGAUGAUGUUUAAAACAGCGUGAAUCCUUUUAUUUUAUGGGUGGAGUGACGUUUUGGCUACCGUUGCCUUCGUCGUUGCUUAAGCUUCCCAAUGUCAUAGGCGUUCAAACCCCCCUCCCAGACAAAGACCUCUACCCCAAUCACAUUGUAAGGGUAAUUAGAACUUUUUCUUCUUUUUCCUCUUAAGAUAAUUUUUGUGGACUUAAAGCCUGACCCAGUGGACAUUUUAGGUAUUGCUAAAAUUACCCGAAGCCCAAGCGACUCUUCACUGGGACCAUGGUUCUAUGUCAAUGCCAGGCGGGAUAUAUUUUACGUUGAGGUAAGUUGACAGGAGUUGACGUAAACGUUUACAGGUCGUUUAAUUGACGAACCAUGAAAUUUACGGGGUUUUUUUACGUUCAUUAGUACAAAUCCAAACAAAUCCUCCAAACUCCUCUUAGUUUAAUUAGUUAUCAAUCUUUCCCUAGGUUAAAAUAUUAUUUUCUUUUAUUUCAAAGAAAAAAUUGAAGCACAACCCGUUCAUACUUUAUUGGGCAAGACAUAAUAUGCAUACAAAAUAAAAAAGUGGGCAGUAAAGGUAUUAUAAUACCUUUAAAUGACGAACGUCUUUAACACUUCUAAAGAAACGAAGGUGGAAACAGGAAAAAAUGUGAGCAUUCGGUCCAUCGGACUAACACCCAUACUGGUUAGCUACAGGGAAUUUGCUUUUGUUUUGUUUUUGUUUUUUUUUAUCAAUGAACUAAGACUUACCACUUCCACUUUCACAAUUUGCCCUUAACACUGGAGAUUCAGUGCUUUGGAAUAAUAUCCUGGUUAAUCAUAACUAUAACAAAAUUGUCAAAUCUGAUUGGCUAUCAACUGCCCUGAUUUCAGCCUUAAUUGGACAGUUUUAUUGGACAGUACGCGUCAUGCCUAAGUAAUUGGACAGUGCGCGCCAUCACGCGCGCGCUUAAAUGGCUUUUUUUCUCGCUGGUAGCAAAACAAAAUUUCGAAUUUCUUGUGUUUUGAUUUAAAAAAUAGCUUAUAAUAUCACAAAUUUUGUUAAAGUUAUCAUUAAUUGGUAACAGAACUUCGUGUCGUCCAAUUCGGUCUGUAAUCAUACUCGUGAUUAAACAAAUCGGACUCCCGCUACGCGGUCGUCCGAUUUUGUUAAUCACGAGUAUGAUUACAGACCGAAUUGGACUCCACUCAGUCCUGUUACCAUUACUAAUUUUCGUGGUUUAAAAACGAUUAGCAAUACUACCCUGGGUAAACCUUUUAAGAACUGUCCAAUCUUGUCAGCUUGAGGUACCAAAAAAAAAAAGGGAAAGAAAGAAAAGAAAAACGGAGAGAAAGGCGUUCGUUGAUAUGCGUAUGCCUGAUGUAGUAAGCUUAUUAAGAAGUUUCAAAUAUUAAAGUCUCUAAAUUAACAAUUUUAAGCAAUUUGUAAACAGGCCAGGGGCAGCAGAUAUUCAGUUAAAAGGGUUCCUAUUUUGUUUGCUAAUGACCGUUUUUUUUUCAAUCAGGCGUACUUUGAGGGGUAUACGGAGCUGCUUGGAAUCUCAACCUAUUGCCGUUUGAACCUUACAAUGUCCAGAAUGGAGCUGCUGAUUCAAGGAAACUUUCUUGGGAUUAUAAAAGCUGAGGUGUUCCUCACGGCUUCUUACAGUUUAACCUUCGCUUCUUCCCAGUUCUACGUGAAGGUUACCGUGGACUUGUCUGGAAUAAAUGACGUAAGAAGAAAGCUCUUUCUUCUUUAACUUAGCUGUCAUGGCUUGAGAAGGUUUAUAGGAAAAAACGGUUGUACUGAAGCCGUGAUAUGCAUCACUGGUGUACGUCUGUGAACCUUUAAAUUUAUUGAUUCUGCUGCGUUCGGAAUAUACUUUUAACCAAUCAGAAGCACUUCCCAUAUCUGGUUAGUAACUCGUUAUUAGCGGAGCUCCACGCGCGCGCGAAGCGCGCACGUGGGCGGAGCCCCAUAGCUAAGGAAAUCUACCCAUCCCAGAAAAUUUGGUAAUCACGUGACCGACCGACCGACCGACCGACCGUCCGUCCGCACCACAGGAAUACCAAUGUUUACUCUCACACUUUCUAGCUACUAUGGGAGCCCAGGAGAAAGCUGAUUGCAUAUCAAUGUUGUCAUCAAUUGACAGCUGUCAAAACAGGGUAUCCGCUGACCACUAUCACCGAAUCGCGGGCUCAGGUGUCGACCCAUCGAGGUCGAGUAUUUUUUUGAAGGACAAUUUACUCGUUUUCAAAUGAUCGCAGGCUCACGUUUACUUUUGUUUUAAAUUCAUAUCAAAUAUGUUGUGUUUAUGUCAGUAUCGCCCAGCGCUAUUACGAUUUUUAUUUCAAACUGACCUCAGAGGCAAAAAUUCAGCCAGUUUUUUUAAAAUACAGGCGGGGAAGACCUUUUCUUACCAUGGUCACGUGUUGGUCACGCUCCACGUCCAAUUUUUAUGCUCUGAUUGGUUAAAAUUUGACAGGUGAGUUCAUGCGUAAAAUUUAUGCAGCAUCUUGAAAGUUGUUUACUUUGACAGCUGAAGCUGACAGAGUUUUGAGUCAACUUGUGAUUUUUUUUUUCCACUGGAUGUACAAAAUGAAAUACAGCUGCUAUCAAGAGUGUUCUCUUAUUCAUGGCUGGUUUGUUUAUUGGGUUUUUGGUUGAAAAAUGCGUCGCUUGUCAAAGCCGAUAAUCCGAUUUAUUUCGGAUGGCAUCGUUUUUGUUUUUCACCUUGCUGGAUGCGUACGAGAAUUAUAAAGGCUCAAGCGAUCCUUGCCUUACUUGAUAGCUUUCAGGAGCUGCAUCACGAAAUAUGGUAAGCCUGAAUAAUUAUUGUAUUUAAAUCUAAUUUCAUGAAGUCCAGCUGCGCAGUUUAUGAAGCUAGUUUAUGCACGUUUGUAUUAAGAUUUGACUGAGACACUGAUCUGACCUAGUGUGAGGUUUGAUAUAAGCUUAAGCUUACAGAACUUUAAAAAGCCUUUAGUCGAUAUUAAUUCACCUUAAAUAGAAAGAAAAAACUUUCCGAAGAAUAUUUAGUUAUAAUUUUGGCGGUAGAAAGAAAGCUUUGAACGAUUUUCUUUUCGUGAGUUCAUCUUUGAAAACAGCCAACACCGGGAAACCGGCGGCUUAAAACAAACUUUAAGCUUACUGGUAAAGACUUGAGGAUUCUUAGACACACUUAAAUACUCAUUUGUUUUCGUGAAUGAAAAUUGUUGUCUCUGUAAAUGUUCUAUCGAAUUAUUUUUCUUUAUUGAUUUUUGGUAGUCUUAAAAGUGUAAUUAUCAUCGCUUUGCCGUUUGUUUUCAGGCGUUCAUAAACGUCGCUCGCAGGAGUACUCAAAAUGCCAAGCGUAUCAAACGCUUUUUAAGAUUAAUUAAUAAAAAAUAGACUCAAUAAAUUCUUUAUCACGUUGAAGCGUAACUCUUUUAAAAUUUCUUCGCAAAUUUGGCGCUUGUCAAAAGUUAGAACCGGCUGGCCGUAUAGGUGAUUUUGGAAAUUUUUUGAACGGUUUCGCUAAUUAAAAGUCCACGCGUGCCUCGAUGGUCCUGAAUAUUGAAUGAAUGCAAUUUGUCUUGAAAAAUUGUGAAAUACUAAAUUUUGUACAAGGUCUGUAUGAUAAAAACAGCGCCUCAUAGUACUCUUUCUCCUCAGAUGUGGUGUAUAAAAAAUAAAAGAUUGGUUUGCACGCACCCAGAUUUAUUGGCAAGAAUUUGUAAAGUUGUCGAACGCAAAAAAUUCGGUCUGAUUUGUUUUCCAAGAAUUUGUUUUGCACGCCUUAUCUACUGUGAUCAAGAGCCAUCAUUGCUCUUAAAUGCGACCGAAGACUAUAUUUUGGGUGUACAUAUAAGGCUAUAUCAACUCGAUACAAGAUUUGUUUCACUCCAAAAUCACUUAGCUUUUCCCUCAAAAGUCACCUGAAUGUGCCCUUAAGUUAACUGAUUCUUGGAAUACAAAACUAUUGUUUGAUUUAAGUUAUAAAUUUAUCAAUGGGAGCUUCGCUUUUAGCCGUGGCUAAAUCUAUAUAUUAGUAUAUAUGGAGUUUCUGCGCUCGUUGCUCGGGCGUCAUUUCGCAGGGAAACUGCGAUCAGGCUUUCUCAUUUUUCGGGGAAGAGCGGUGGCUAGAGAAAAAGGGAGGAAGGACCACCUGAUCGCAGGUUACUGGGAAACCGAAGUGGUGGCGUCGCGAAAUGUCGGCUGUUUUCCCAGGCUAACGGGUGAGUUGUUAGUCUGAUUUUUACGUCUAAUGUCGCUUUAAUUUUGACUGCACCCGUCUGGGUAGAAAGAACCCAAAUAUAGAACAAUUCGUAAGUACGGCAAUGGUCCAAUUAAGAUUAGUUAAUUCACCAUCACAUUUCUAUCAAUACCAGUAGUAACUAACUCAAGUGUCGUUCGACACUUCUCCGAGGUAAAUCCUUGUUUCUUUUUUUCCUUCUUUUUUGUAGGCUUUAGACGCUGCUGCAAAGGCAGUCAGAGCUGCUUUCGAUGCAGCGGAGAAAGAAUUGAGGGAAGCGAGAGAAUCAGUUGUCAAAGCGAAAGAGGACUGCAAAAGAAAGAUGUCACUCAAGUGUGAUAACUGUAAAAAUCUCAAAUGCAAACAAGCGGAGAAAGACUGUAAAGGUUUCUUGGACGCUGCUGGCAAGUGGAUUACCAAAAACGUCUUAGCUCCGGUAAAUUUUCGAUAAUAGUUUGUGUGAUAUUUUCAUCAUGUUGGCCUCUAUGUUGCAGAUGUGACAACUAUCAUGUGUAUUCACGAAUACAGUAAAGUCCCUCGCUUGAGCGCACCCCUUGGGACCUCGACUUAAUCUCCCUAGUAACUAGCUUACUUAAUAGUGGCGCGAAAAGAUGUUCUUUUGCGCUAUAGGGGUAGCAUGUAUGUUUAUUUUGGUGGGCAGUUUCCCAGAAAUUUAUAAUGAUCCCAUUUGUGUCAGGACGAACUUUUUCAUGGAAGCGAGAUUGGAAGAAGGCAGAAGAAAAAGGGAAUUUUAUAAAUAAGUAACAAAGAAGUCUAAAUCCAAAGAAAAGACAUUCAGGCAACAGGGGCACGCCCCUGAAAGGCGCAGAUAGAGUUUGGUUGUGUCUAAUGUUCAAUAAUGCCCGCUCUCUUUUUUUUUGGGGGGGGGGGGGCUUAACCAAAGAGUCCCUAACCCAUAAUAGGAAGCGUCUUGUUACUGGAGUAUGUUUCAUUCAAAAUUAUGUACUUUUUACCGAGAUUUUUUAAAAAUAUGAGUAAAAACUAAAAAUUCACUUAUGCGCGAAUCUUGACCAAAAUACUAUGUCAAAAACAAUAUCUCACGAGUGAGAUAUCCUCUCGACACCUUGCACCAUCAUUUAUAUAGUUGUCGCGUGCAUGCUUCGUUGUUUAAACGUACUUCUGCUAAGCGUCGUACAUGUAGCUCCAGCCCUUGCAUCUCAACUGACAUUUUCACGUAUUUUUAAAGAUUGUUUCGUUUUUUUCUCGGCCUCAAAUGUGUUUAGGUCGGAAAAGUCGUCAAGAAAGUUUUCAAGGGCUGGAAGAGGAAGCGCGGACUCGACAAACUACGCAACGACAAUUUUGCCCAUCAUCUUCGGCGGCGUCGUUUUGUCAGUAAAUUAAUCUGUGAAGGAAUUGUUGGAGGAUCUUGCGCAGGUUAGUAAUGUUUCCUUUAAAAAAAAAUUAGCAGACUGCUUGCCGUCCGCCUUUUUUCUUAGAAUCCGUUCAGUUCUUAUCCCAGCUUGGGACGUUACAAUAUGGGAUUAGGACGCUCGCGUGCAUAGGUUACGCGUGGAGUAACUUUGGAAAGAAAAAUAAUAGACAGUUGCAGCCAAAAAAAUUAAUGUUUGUAGCGACAGCCACUGUAAGUGUACUUUUGUUUGGGAGAAUGCAAUGUGAGAUUAUUGAUCUCAAAUUCUUUGGACUCGUUAAGACGAAAGAAACGAAAAUUCGGAAACAGUGAGCAGAGAGGUCUUACGCUUCGCUUUCACGACAUAAAAAUCAAUCCGACAUUUGUCCCGGGUGGCGGGAACGCCCCACUCACUGGAAGCUGGAAGGAUGCCUUAUUAAACAGUCACAAGAAGCAUGAAAUCACUUAUUUUUUCGGAAUUAAAGGUUUUGAUUGCCAAGACAAAAAACUGCAAGGACUGGAAUGCCGAUAGCUGGGAGACUCGAUGCAGCAAAUAAAAUUAUUCACCAGAGUCAAGACUUACUAUUUUUGUGCAUAGUCAGAUCAAGAGGGAACCGUGGAGGAUAUUUUCGCUAAAGUUAUCUCGUUAAUAUAGAAUUUUGAAAAAAACAAAUGCUGAAAAAGUUGUUUAAUUCUUCCACAUUUCAAUUUUUGGGCGAAAGUUUGUACUUACUACGACUCGUGCAAGGUAUUCAUCUCUCCUGUUGGAAAAUUAGGCUGCAGGCUUUCAAACGGUAUGGUGUAAGAUUUGAUGGCUUGUUCUUGAUAACAAUACAUAUGGGACACCCGUGUUUGUUUUCAGGCAUCGCUCAUCUUUGUGAAGGAACGUGUAAGUUUGUAGAAGCUAUCGGCAAAGGUCUCUGCAAUGUUCUGGAUGUGGCGGUUGGUUUCUUGUACUUAACCGAAAAGGCGACUGCGUGGGUGGGUGCCGCAAUCAACUUCCUCCUCACCGCUUUCAGGGUACACAGGUAGAUGUAUCAAGAUUUUUUCUUAUGACUUCCUUCCUCUUUAGAGCAUUAGAUUAUUUUGGUUUCCGUUUUUAUAUGCCCACUACAGUGGUACCUCUGCUUUUGGAACACCUCUCUUUAAGAGACACCUCCAUCCAUUCAGGGAACACGUUUGGUCUCGGUAAAACGUCCUCUCUUAUACGCUUAAUAGACACGUCCAUUUAGGGGAAAAGAACACUUUGUCUGGGUACCGUAAUCCCGCUUUAAGUUCCUGUAAAGGAACAUCAAAGAUUUAACGUGCCCCGGUUCCUUGGGUGUCCCGUAAAUAUAUCCCUCUUUUUCUACUUCUGCACGACAGCCUCUGUCCUUGUACGCCCAACAUCACGUAGCAUCGGCUUUCUCUACUUUCAUUAGAAAAAACUUUACGACUGGUAGUGCAUAGCAACAUAACAAAGAUAUAAAGUCUAAAAGCGGCGCUCUCAUAGGCGGUGUAUCAGACAUCAAAAGGAGGGUUGUACAGUCACGUGAUACCAUUUUUUUUUAAACUCACGGUGCUCCACGUGCGGUCGCUGAUAAGACAUGACUUAAAUUUAGGAAAUACCCUCCUUUGUAGGGCUGAAAGAGGCAACACAGAAAAGUUACCAGGGGUUAAUGAACAACCACUUUUACUUGUUAACUGUGAUAAUUAAAAUUUAGGUAACAGUUAGCCUUUCAAUCAAGAUUCGAAGCUGUGAGAAGUUUUAACGAUUUUUCUACCAUGACCAUAUCAUCAGUAGUUCCCCAUUAGGAAACGUUCAAUGCUUAGUUGGAACAGUAGUGUGGCCAACGGCUUCGAAAAGAUGAUGAUCUCACUAGUUUUGGACACCCUGGUCAGUAGUCUAGCUGGAGUUCGAGCCUGGUGCUCACUCAGCAAACCUGCAGUUUACCAACAGUUCUUUAUGUCCCAAUAGCAUCGUCAUUGAGUUUGGCUUGGCAGCAUACGCUGGUGGAGGCUUCCCAGACGUGACUUUUGCCGCGGGUGUAGAUAUGACCAUAUUUGGAAAAAACCUUUACCUCUCCAUCGCUCUAAAACUGAGCAGCCGGCAGUCAAUUAUAGACAGUCUUUUAACGGGAUCGGAUAGUGCCACUAGUUGGUACAAGGACAAGAUGAACAAAGAGAAUCCAACAGACACUUCAGAGAACUAUUACGAUAAGCCGAACCCUGCUGUUGACUUCCAGCUUUCAGGUAAUAUUUCGGACACCAUAAUGGAUGUUUUAUAAAAUAUUCAAACAUCAAAUGGAUUAAAAACAAACAAACGAGGCACUGCCAAGGUUUUAAAUUGAACUGCAGGUGUUUCUUAGUGGUAAUGCAGGAUUCGACAGAGAUUUUCUUUGUUUUCUUUUCAUAAAUGACUGAGGUUUUAGAAGUACAACUUCAACAGUAUAGCAUAAUGUAUGCAUGGCUGGUGGAACUGCUGGCGCUGCCUUCAGAAGAGAAAUAGUUUACAAUAAGCAAACUUAAAUGUACGAAGCACCUUUUUAUAAGUGCAUAAGCGAAACAAUGUAGGCUACAUUCAGUAUUUAUAAUGACCUGUAGAUACAACACCCAAUGAUGGAUUACGGUUACGAUUUCUAAUCAUUCUGAUCCUAGAACGUUCACUCCACUGUCGAGAAAGAGAUUUUGGAGUUGCUACUUUCAGGUGUACAAUCUAAAACACGCAUUAGGAGAAACCUAUUUCUCCGUAGUUUUGUAAAAUUGAUGACUCUAAAGUUAAGGGACUCAAAGAAGUAUAUUGCUCAUGUCUCCAUUUCUAAACGACCGACCUCUUUCAACUUUUAAGAACACUUCAUGAUUGAGAAUCAACAGUCAGCCACAGACGACAGAUAUGGACCUUGUCUUUAUGUGGACAUCAAAACAGAAGGUAGCUACAUUAAAGUGACGGGAUGCAAUGACACGGACGAUAGACAGACCUGGUAUUAUACACCGAAAGGGCAAAUUAAGGUAGGAAAUUUCUUGCCGAAAAAUACGUCUGCUAAAAAGGCUGUAGGUUAAGUUAGAGCUCCUUCUGAGCAGAGCUUUUAUUUCGCGUGCUUGAUUUUGGCGUAUCUGCGUGAAUCGAGUAAGAUCUUCGUUGUGCAUGAAAUGAAUGUUGAUAGGAUACAGUUUCGAACCCAGGCCUAAUAACCGUGCGUUUGGUACAGCGGUCUCAGUUAUAAAAAUCGUUUUAUCACUGAAUAAAAAGAUGCACGCACUCGAAAAACUACUAGUUUGACAGGAGAAAUCAAGAUUGAGUAGUCCAGAGGUAUGGGCUGCGGCGACUUCAAUGGCUUGAGUCAAUUCAGUCAGAACUGAAAAAAAUAAAGAAGGCUGUGCUAGUCGGAUGUUAAGCCUGAGUAAAUUUUGCUGCUGGGAAAUGAGCGUAACAUUCUAAAUCCUUAAAGGUGUCUCCAUUUGUCGUUGCUUCGUAGAAUUUGUAUUCGGAGUUGUGUAUUGACACGAACGGAGCAUCCCAAGGCUCCAAGUUGAUCCAAAGCAGAUGUGACCAUAGGCAAGAUGAUCAGAAUUUCCAGUGUGAUCUUGCAGUUAGGUCCAUCAAAAGACGAAGAGCUGAUAUGUGCUGGACUCUAGGUCAGUGUUUAUUUAGCUAUUUGCAGUUCGCAUCCAAAAUUUUCCCCUGUUUCUUUUGGCUAUCAUCCUUUUCUAUGUUCAAGAACAAAAAAGAUUUAUAUUUUGAAACAUACUAGGUUAGUGAAACUGUUUUGUACGAUCACGAUACCACUGCUAAAUACUCAUUAAUCAAUCUAUUCAUUUAUUUAUGGACAUUUUAAUUAAAUAAUACUAUACUGUUGAUAUAAUAUAAUGUGUUAUAUACUGUAUAUACUUUAUCAAGAAUUUAUUUAUUUGAUUUAUUUUCUUGUACUCAAUAUGCUUUUUGGUUUGUUUUUUGUUUUGUUUUUUUGUUUCUAGUAGCAUUAAUAUUUCUUUCUCUUUUUUCACCUUCCCCCGCCUCGAUCAGAUUUUUCUAUUUGCGGGGGAACAUUAAACAUUAAACUCUGUUGUAUUGUUGAUGCGUUGCUAAUAAAGUUUGUUGUUGUUGUUGUUGUCGCAGUUUUCAUAACAACGUCUAAACCUCGUAUUUUUGAUUGUUUAGGAUCAACAAGUGUGAAUGGACCAGGCUCCUUGGUUCACUUUGGUUCCUUAAAAUGCAUCCGUCCAGUUGGAGGAGGUGACAGUGUAUCUGAUGGAGAAAGAAUGGAACUUUAUUCUAGUUGUAAUAUGGACCGGUACGUAAACCCUACACCCUAUUAAUGUUUAUUUUUUUAAAAAAAGGGAGAGUCUUGGGAUUUUCAAACACUGAGUAUUAGAACGAGUUGAAGCGGUUAUUGUAUCCUCCAAAACUAUGGGCGAAUCUUUGUUGACAUUUUAUGCCUACUAAAAGUCUGCUUAUCAUUGUCUGACCAAGCUAUGAAAAUAACAACUCUCAAAAUUAAUUAAUUAUCUCUUAAAUCAAGAUUCUGAUAUUACGAAUGGUUUUGGAAAAAUUUUACAAAGAAGGUAUGAGCGUGAGUUUUUCUACCCAGCAAUUUUGUAGUUUUUGAUUGCUGCCAUUUCCUUUGUUACUGCUUUCAAAGAGCUUAAAAUUGCUUAACCAUGCCAGCUUCUUCAACUUUUGAUCCUAUCAUGUAUGUACGACGACGCCUUCUAUACGCCACUUGCAAAUCUCCCAUAAUGCACCUUAUUUGCCCGCCAAAAUUUUGCCUAACCUUUGUUUUUUAUUUCUCCUGGGUAUUACAGCCAUCCCAAGAGAAUUCGAAUUGAAAAUUGGAAGUAGUGGGCACAAAAAAGAACGGGGCGCGCUAGGGAGACACGCGAGGAAAGAGGGAGCGCCUGCCCGAGAGGCCCAUGAAAAUCGUUUCAACUCGCUUUCCGAGAAUGCGGAAAUUUUCUAUUGGUUGAGAGUCUGUUAAGGGGAUAAGUAUUCGCGUUAGGCGUGAAAAACUGUGAAUCAAAGAAAACACGAGAUCGCUGGUAAACAUGUAAUACAUGGAUAAGGUACAAUAUUAUAUUACACCACUAAAUGGCAUAAUAAAAGUUCAGAUCUUGGAGGUCACUUCAAUAUGGUUCAGUGGGACUAUGUGGCUGUAAUCUAAAAGAAAAGUUGGAGUGUUCCAGCGGUAUUUACGAAGGAAAGAUUUGACGGGCACCAAGGACGCAUUAGUAGGAGUAGCGACAGACAAAAGAUCUGUCGAAUCGUUGAAAAGAAGAUCAGAGGCAAUAAUAUUCUUUGCUAAUAGAGAACGGAACGCAUGCCAUCAAAACCUGGACAGGAUUGAUGAAAUGAUACAUAUACCGGGGGCAUUAAUUUGGAAAACCUUUCGCUAUUGUUAUUAUUUGUUCGAAGGCGACUGACGUUUAGAUAUCGCUUCUGCAGCCUUUAAAAACGUCUCGGUACAGUUUGUCCGCUUAAAGUUAAAGUCCUGCUUAGUAAGACAAGUCUGCUUCAAAAACGACUGCUAUAUUGCGCAGCAAAAGCAAUGCUCCUUUUUCACGUACGCUGCGAUCUUCGGUGUCUGUGCAGUUGUGACUCUGUAAUCUGAGAGAAUAAUAUUUAACUUUUUAUAAUACACAGCCUGCAUUAUUUGAGAAAUACCCAUUUUUGACCCUGUUCUUCGUAUUAAGUGUGCCCGUGGUAAAAAAAAAAAUUAAAGCUGUGUGUUAACAGUCGGUUUAUUGCUCCAUCGCUCUAUCAUCAGAUAGCCCACUAGCUGAUCUUUAUAACAGAUAUAUUAAGACCUAGGAUAUAAAUGUACAACGCUUCUUGGCUGAACGAUUUGUUUGUGCGAGGUCAAUCGGGCCUCUCGGGCAGGCGCUCCCUCUCCCCUCGCGUGUCUCCCUCUCGCGCGCCCUUUCUUUCUUGAGCCCAAAUACUUCCAAGCGCCUGCUACGCAGGCUAUUGUAAACAAUGCUUGUGCAAAAUUUUGGGUGGCAAAUAAGGUGCAUUAUGGGAGAUGUGCAAGUGGCGUAUAGUUUUUGUUUUAGAACCGUGCAAUUUGAAGCUAGGGCCGCGAUGCAUCAAGCUACUAACACGCAGGCCUGACACGAGCCACUUCAUUCUUUGUAAACAAACGUUUCUCCAAAAUUGAAAAAUUUCAAAUUGUUUCAUACCCCUAUCAGAGUGGAGUUUAAAUUAGACAGUGGUAGCUGGAUCCACACCAAGAGUGGAAAAUGCGUGCAGCCAGUGGCAGCAGUAACUGAUGGCGUUCCACUUGGUUUGUACUCGUCAUGUGGCGGUCAUCAGUUUAGUUUUACAACUGGAGGAUCAUUGCAGCACGUGGGUAGUAAGAAAUGCGUCAAUACUAAAUCAGGGGUGAGUUUUAGUCUUGAAAGCGCAAUUUGAAGAACCUUAAAAGAAUCGCAAUUGUUUAUUAUCGAAUGUAUCCAUUAGAACGAAAUUUAUCGUAUGAUUGCUUGGUUUAUCGUUUGUCUUACAGUAAUCAAUAAUUGAUAUUGAUUACGUACGCACAGGGACGUCAGUUGAUAGCAUCUGUUAGCUGUGCGGGACUAUUAGAAGCACCGUGGCUGUUUCUGAAUGGUGUAUUACAAUCCACACUAAUGGUUGCCGUUGGUUGAAUUCGGUUAUUCUUCAUUCUUGAAAUUGUUCCCUGUAGCUCAGCGUUCAUCAGUGGUAGUGAUCGACUGUUGUCUUGAUCCAUUCUCGACCCCAGGGCUUACGGGUUUGGGAAUGCGCGCGUGAGCUCUGGAAAACUCUGCGCCGGAGUAGCCAAACUCUGGCUAUUUGGGCCUCAUAGCGCAUGCUAUUUAAUCAAACCAAAACUUUUUGCUUCUUUUAUAUCUACUUCAUCCCGAACGUCUUGUGCCGCUUCGGUAUUAGAACUGAAGAAAUUCAGUUAACGGGCCCUGAAGAAUUUUCAGGUAUCCAAGGCUCUUGUGGUAGUUGCUUAGAAAAUACCAUUAAACGUUCCCAAUCACAGAGUUUGCAUAUGCUUGACAUUUGAUUAAAUAUUUCUGUGGACUACUUCACGAGGCGGUAAGUGAAACCCGAAUGGCUUGUUAAGAUAAACGUAUCGAAAUUCCAAUAAAACUUUCCAAAAUAUGAAUUUAGCGUCCUUUUAUUUACGUUUGUUCGUGAACAUUAACACUUCAGCGAAGCUGCUUUGAAAUGCGAUAUCGUGGGAAAAGAAGACAACUACAAAUAUCUAGUCGCAUCGUACACACAUCACUUUAGGGAACGAUUUACUUUGUCGGUGUUUUUUUCCCUGUAAGUCUGUUUUUGGACAAAUUACGACAAGAAGCUCAAGUUUUCAUUCAUACUCGGCCACUUCGUGUGAAUAUGAUAAGUGACGUGGAAGUCAAAGAAAAAUCAGUAAUGAGUCAUGCUUCUUAAAUGAUAGCUGGCAAAGAUGUCGGUGUAUCUUCUGAUUAAUUUAAGCGUGUAAUUGAUCCAAAAAUAACUUGUUGAAAUUCACAAAUCCCAAGGGCGAGACUAGGCGUCUCCCUCUCUAUCCCAUUAUUCUCUCUUGAAGUCUAUUUGAGGACGCUAUUAAAAAAGUUCUUAUUUGGAGAACGAGUAAAUAAAUAGCAGUUUAUGAAACGAGGCAUUUCGGCAUCGUUGCAAGUAACAAAAGCUAACGCUUUAACACGGAAUCCACCGGGAAAUUGAGAAAAUGAAAUGAAUGUCAAAUUUCACAAAAUUACAUCUUGCACAUGAAAUUUUCACAAUUUUACCUGUGUUUUCAAAAUUCUUGUGAAAUUUGACAUUCAUUUUCUCGGACUCCCAUGAGAAAUUUCUUUGGUGUUAUUACAGAUGAAAUAAUUACAUCUUUAGCCCCUGGAAAAUGUAAAAAAAGAAUGCAAUAUUCUUGAAAUUAUUCUGGUACAAGGCUUUUGUCCACUGAAAAUUACUCAAUUUCCUCGCAGAUUCCGUCUUAAUUUCUUUUACACGCAUGUUUUAGCUUGAAGACCGAUCUUGCCUUUCAUAAUUUGAUCUUUUUAAAGCGAGCCUUUUUACGUUUCAAGUCCCUUAAACCAUGUGUACGAUGAUUAUUUUACUCUCUUACGUCACUAGGCUAUGCUGGCACCAGACUUUGAUGAAAUUGUAUUGGGUGAUAACUGUGAAAACACCGACGCUUCAACCUUUGAGCAGCAUUUGAAGUUCAACUUUAUACCAAGUAAGACACGGAAGUAAAGUUUCACUUUAUACAGAUACGUUAAAGGAACCCGUUUCAAUUUUUGCAGCUAUAGACGGUUUGCACUUUUGUUGGAUGAAGCUUUCUUCUCUCAGACACGGUAAAAAUUCAGAUCCAGUUGCAGAUUUUAAGUCCCCAUAACCCAAAAGUUUUAUUUUUUUUUUUAAUUAAAGUACACAUUACUACGACAACCUCUGCGGAAAAACCGUCAUUUGCGAUUUGAACAUAACGUGAAUUUUUUUGAAGCGUUCAAAUUUGCCGCCAUUUUGACACUUCAUUCGUCCAGCGUCAAUAUUAUCCUGAUGCAACAUUGGCUUUUUGUUCAAGAUGAAGACCCCGUUUACUACGGGUCCGAACAAAGUUUUGAAAGGGGCCGACGGAACCGUGUAAGUUUUGAUCGGCAAAGUGUGCAAGAUCAGAAGUAAUGCCAAUUUCUCUUACCGGUACGGUUCCACUUUCACGAGUACUCACCUAGGUAGUACUCACCAAGACCGUGCAAAUUUUGUCACAGUUUGUGCAGUAAAAUCCUGGAGCCUACGUUACUCGCCCUUGAUAAAAAAAAAAGUCAUUUCAAUGGAAAAAAUUCCUACGGACUGGUGUAAACAAUGUAACAGAAUUUCCACUGUUCCGUGUAAACGGGUUGCGCGAGUAAAACAUUUGUCCGUUUAAGAUUUGUCCUGGACCCGUGUAAUUCGGGGUCUGAAGGACUCCCUAAGGCGUCCUUUAACGAUCAAAAAACUUUUGUGGCUCUACCUUAAGUGAAUCUCUUUGUUAGGGUUUAUGUAGUGAUAAUACGAUCGAUGACUUGAUCGCUGAGUGUAAAUGGCCAGCUAAUGACAGGUAUUUUUUGGCUUAUAAGUUUUAAAAUCUGCGUUGUAGUUCUAAACAUCCCAUUGUCAUUUUCUAUCCAAAGCUGAUCCUACUGUACGCUUGGACAAGUGCACGUAUUUUAAUGCUGCAACGCGAAGACUCGACCAGAGGUUUGAAGUGGUAGACGAAUCUGUUGUCAGCAUUUGUACCAAGUUCGACAAAAGUAAGUCAGUUUGCAUUAACGGCCGCUUACUUUAAAGGUUAUCUUUCCUCGUAAGCUAGUAUGACGAACGUAUUCAGCCCUCCUCUCUUGUAUUUGCAUUCCUCACCUCGAGGUCUUUAAUCGACUGGUAAUAUAAUGCUGGCUUGAUUUAAGAUCUUGUCUCAUUUCAAGUAAUGACGUCUUUCAAAUUGGGCAGUAAUGUUAAGUUCUUGGCCAGCUUCUUAGCUUGUCAUCCCCUUGAAAGGGAGUACACUGUGACUGGCAGUGCGAUUGUAUAUUCAAGAUUUCAUCUUUUGUCCACUCAACAGAUCUUGCUUUAAAGAAAACGACAGCGCAAUCCAGUACUGAUUACAAUGGCUUCAGCAGCAGGGCAGUAGAUGGAAACUUAGGUCCUUAUUAUAGCAGUAAAUCCUGCACGCACACCAAGAAAGAACAGUAUCCAUGGUGGAGGGUUGACCUUGGAAGGGAGUACAUUGUCACAGGUGUGUGGUGUAAGGCUAUGUUCACCGAACUAUACUGGAUAGAUUUUGCGCUGGCACGAAAACCAUACAUUAUAGGCCGGGGCUACUGUUCAACAUAAUAACGGUAAUUUCUGCGCUAUUUCUGUAAAGGGGUGAAGUUGCGCCGCGCGGAUCUCUAAAGUGGAAUCACAGUCACAUUUCGGAAAAGUGUUCACUAGGCACGAAUGCCUAUGAUCGGUUAUAGUGUUAAUUUUUAGAGACAAGCUGCGAUGCACAACAUAACGAUGGAAUUCAAAUAAAUGCGUAGCUGGUCUGAAAGUUAAAAUAAAAAAUAACCCUAGUUAAUAGGGACCCUUUUUAUCCUUCGCGCGGUACGAUUUGUCAAGAUUUCUCGCCAGAUGUGGCAAUGGCACUGUGUCAUCUAUGUUUUUUGUGUUAUCCUAACCGUUUCUUUAGAGCAUGAGGUAGUCUAAUGCCAUGGGUACAGUUUAGCCUUAUCCUUGCAAGGAAGCGGUGAAGAAAUAAAAAAAUGACCUAGGUAACGGCGCUUACAGUUUGACAAAAGUUAAUUAUUUCUUACAAAAGAAUUUUCACUAUCAGAUCAUAUACUAAACGACGCGAAAGACGUAUGCCCGUCAGAAGAUCCUAUUCACAGCUGAUUUUUCAUGAUUCAAAUUCGAGUUUUUACCCAGCACGAUGUUGAAUGAAUUGUUUGAUAAUUAUUAAGGGCGCCGGGAUAUAAAAUUACAAUUUAAAACUAGUGUUAGUAUUUUUAUUAAUAAAGCAUAAUGAGGCAAAAAAUGCGUGUUUACCUUAAUUUUGCGAUUGUGAGUCAAAAUUUAUUUCUCUUUGCAGACGUGCAGAUCAUCAAUCGUUUUGACUACUACGAGAGACUUAAGAAUUUUGAAGUGAGAAUUGGUGUUAACACAGAUAACGUACAGAAUCCCACAUGUUCUGACCGAGUUACGUCCGUGGGCCAGGGAGCAGCUUUAUCACUUUCUUGCGAUCCACCAAUCCCAGGGCGAUAUGUGUCAGUACAGAUGUUUGGAGAAGGAAUUUUGACCAUGUGUGAGGUGAUGGUGUACUCCAGAGUCGGUAAGUAGCUGAUGUGACGCACAUGGAAGAAGCAGCCGGUUUGUCAAUAUUUUCUGUCAUGAAUACCGACAUAAGUUCAUACCUGGAGAUCUCUUGGUCUAGCUCGGACUGAAGCCUCAUUGAUUGACUAUUGAUUUUAUCUGAAAUAUUUAACUGUUGGUACAGGGUAGAAACAGGGAAGCGUGUCAGUUUCCCAGCCUGUCAGAAAACAUUUUUUUGCGGCGGAAGUAUUCAAUGAUGGUCAAUUGUAUCUUUUAAGGAUUGGUCCAGUGAGGAUUAGACGAAUCCCACGUGUUAAACUACCAGCUCAAAGGUUCCAAUACAAUAUGAAAUAUAUAAAAAUAUAUGAAAGCAUCCUUUGACUCUUGUUCUUCGGUAGGCAGCUCACCGUUUAAGUUGUCUCACUAGUCUGUGUCUCCUCGAUCUAGGUUCCUUGGCAGACCUAUGCCAGCUUGAUAACGGCGGCUGUCAACAGCUUUGUUAUAACCUGUGUAACCUGAAAGUUCAGUGCGGCUGCUGGCCUGGCUAUACUCUCGCCUAUGACUCCAAGACCUGUAUGGGUAAGUGUUGAUUAAGACUCAAGGCACUCGACUUUCUCAGUUUCGAUUUUUACUGAACUUGAAAAUGGAUGCGGACCUGCAAACAAAAUUUCAUAACUGUGGAUAAAAUCCCGAUAUUUAGUCAGCUUCUUUUUAAAUAAUAUGUAAGGCUAAAUAAUAAUACAGUAGGGGUACUCUUUUCAGGUUAGCAGGUUAGCUGUGAAAGGAGGGCCUAUUUUUCCUUAAACUGAAUUAUUUCAUAAUGACGCUGACCUCCAAAGUCGAAAAGAUCAUUUUCAAAACCCAACGCGGAAGAUCUUUAUUUCAUCGUUAAUUACUAAAAGCAAAGAGAAAGCAAUUCUUUUUGGUAAAGAGAAAAGUGAAUGAAUUUUUAGUCAUGAUAUUUUGUUUGUGAAAGGUUUGAACCCAGGAGUCAUUUCAAAAGUAGGUUGAGUUUGAUCGUCCGGGUGAACGUAGUCCUGAAUAGGACUGUUGUUGUUGACAGUGACUAACGUUUCGACAACCUGUGCGGUAGUCAUCUUCAGAGUCAAAGUGAGUUGUAUCACGUCAGCUGAUGGUAUUAUACUCUGGUUAUUGAUCUGAUUGGUCAAUUACGUCGCGAUGUUAUUGGUCGUCAGUCAGUUAAGCCGUGAUGUUAUUGGCGAUGAAGACUCGUAAUCAGUAAUUGGUGCGUUUCGAUCCGUCUAUUGUCACAGUUAAACAGUCGUCUAUUGUUAGUCAAAUUGUCAGUUCUCCAGUCGUUCUCUCGUAGUUAGUUUUGCUUGAUCUCGUCAAUAAGUCUAACUACUAUCAACGUCUUACUUUAGAAAGCUGAUUUACUAACUUAGAACAAACGCCACUGAAUCGUAGCCAACAGUCACCUGCGCCGUGGAAACGACUUACUUUUGACAUUUUGUUUGUGACGCGAUUCGCCGUUACUUGCAGUAUCCAAGAUUAUGUGACAAUAUAAUAUUAUGGUUCCGAAGCAAUGGCGGUGACAAUUCGAAACAGUCUUGUAGGGUAAAAAAUGUUCUCUUUUAGUGGGUCUUUGGUCUUUUUCUCGCGGCCUAGAAUUUCUUUCCGUUUUUAAAAUUUUUAGACAAAGACGAAUGUCAGUCUAACAAUGGAGGUUGCGAUUACGUACGUGGUUUAUGUAUCAAUACACCUGGAAGCUACCACUGCGCAUGUAAACAGGGAUAUGAACUCAAAGAGAACAGUGAAUUCGAGUGUGAAGGUGAGAAACAGCGGCAUAUUUGUUCCUUGUACAAUAGUUAUUUUCUGGCUCCCUACACUUCACUUUGUACUACAGCAGAGCAAUUAUUUUUAUUUAAAUGGUAAAUAGAAAUGGUUGUCUAGCUGCUUCGAAUUCAGGGUAUCACCUCUUAUCUAGCUCUUCUCUUGGUGCCUUGAACAUUGCAUAUUUCUAAUGUGACUUUCUUUCAUUUCCCUCCUGCCAUUUCCUACCUCCCGCUAAGUUGGAGCCUUUCAAUCAGUUCAAUAAAUUUCAUUUUGAUCAAGCGUGCUACGACAGCACAACUUGAGUGUGUUUGCCUAUUGGGGUAAUUCAUCCAUUAAACACAAAGAAACCAAGGUGUUUUACCAUCUACAUAUUCGGCAAACCGGUAAGUUUACGGUUUGGGUAAUGGUAAGUAAAAUUUAGGACUGGUAAAUUUCGUCGUGGAAUGGCGUUAAUCAUUUGUAGAAAUCUUUUUCAUUUACCGAAAAACUGCCACGAAGGCCUGAAACCGGCCUGAAACCGGUAUCAGAGAUAUUGUAGCUUGAAGAAAUGGAACACGAAUAUCCGUUUGGAACAUUCCGUGUAGGACGCAUCUUUCAGAUGUUCCGUUGUUCCCCGAAAUUUUCCAUUGCAACGACUUAAAAAAAGUGUUCAGUUUGCUUUCCAACUGGAUUCUCCGGAAACCUUUUUUGUGAACGCUUAACAACCUAAAUUAACCCUUGCUUAUACAAGUUAAUUUUUUUAUCUUUCAGAUUUUAACGAAUGCACCUUGAGUAACGCUGGAUGUGAACACGUGUGUAAUAACACAGGUGGAAGUUUCAACUGUGAUUGCAGGGCCGGCUUCAAACUGAAACCGGACAAGAGAGGUUGCGAAGGUAACGGUGAUCUAAGGUCUGAUAAGGAAAUACAAUAUGUAAACCCAAAUAUAGCUAAAGGAAGAAGGACCAUUCAUUGUCUUUUGUUUACAUGCUCCAUGCAUGUGAGAACGCUGCAUAAGGUAAUUUCACGUCGUAGUCGACGAGUAGUGACAAAGAAAUUUACAAGAAAGCGUGAUGUGCGUGGAGAGUUGUUGUUUUGCUUAUCAAACCUAUUUCUGCUUUUGAAGUGCUCGUCGCCAUCGUUGCUAAAGCUCCCUAAUAGUGAGCAAAUGUGGGGAACUCGAAAAAUCUCGUUCUGUUAGUAUCUGGAGUUUGGUCCUUAAAAUACUUUAUCUCCUUUCUUAGACAUUGACGAAUGUGCCGAAGCAGAUAAAGGCGGCUGUGAACACACGUGUACCAACUAUGAAGGUGGAUAUUACUGCUCCUGUAAUGCCGGGUAUCGAUUAAUGGAUGAUGACCAAGGAUGUGAAGGUACCGAGUACAUUGAUAGGUUAAUUCUGUCACCCAAAAGUUUGAACCAUCCAGUACAGCACAAACAGAGUAGAUAUUGUGAGGUAUGAAACCAAAACCUAAGGAAAACUCGACUGGCCAAAAAUGGAGACAAAAAUUGUGAAACGAGAUGACAAGAAUGAGGAAACCAUACCUUCAAAAGGUUUAAAAUGACAACUGUUACUGUCUGCGAAGAGAAGAAAGGCAUGACGCUCAAGAAUUGCAGAAUAACUCUACGUACCAAUGUGUAACUCUACAAAUCAGCUUCUGCAUUGUUAUGUUGACUCAUUUCAUCAUUUUCAAUACGGUUACAGUUCCCUACUUUGAACAGCGUUGCCUUGCUAAUUUGCGAAUAAAAGUUGUGUUUGUUUGUUUGUGCGUGGCGUUUCCUUUUUUUUUUGUACUUAACGCUUUUACGUACCAAUCUUUUCAAAGAAAUUUACUGUCCUGCUCUGGAAGCUCCCUUCCGUGGCUCCAUCACUCCCUCAAGCUGCACAGACGAGAGAGCGAACAUCCGGCGUACCACGGUUUGUACCUAUGGUUGUGAGACUGGACAUUACGUUACAGCUGGGGAUAAUUCACUGACCUGUCAAAUCGACGGACUUUGGCAAGGAACUGUGCCCUAUUGUCAACGUAAGUAUAACAGCUGCCUUGUGACAAAGGGAAAGUUGUGACGUGAUUUUACCUCCCUGUUAGCAGGUUUAGGGCCUGACUACAUGAGCCUGGCUGGUCCCGUUACCAAGGCUGACUUAAUUUGCAGGGGCACAUAAAUAAAACACAGCAAAAAUGCCAUUCGAAAUUAUACGCCAAUGGAGCCAGCCGGUUUAGCUGGAAUCCAGGAAUUGUGAUGCCUUAUAAUUGGUCAGGAAAUAGACCUUAUUCACUAUACCCGCCAUCUUUGCACGCGCUUUAGGAUUGAUGGGAUAAAAGCAAUGUCACGUGAUAUUUCAGGGGACAAACAAGUGAUAGCAUUUGCCAGCACGAGUUAUCCGGUCGAGGUUUUUCUAUAUUCUCACAAAACGAGACGACCAUUUAAUAGUCAUGCAAAAAGUGGGGUUCUGUUCGAGUCUCGUUGCGAUAAGAGAAUAAUGCGGUGUGUAAAGCUCAUAAGAUGUCCAAUCUGCUUCACCCGAUGUUACCUAAUGCUAACCGUCAUGUUAUCAUGCUCGCCAGCAAUCUAAACAAGCAACAGGAAAGCGUGUAACCGAAACAUUGCUCAUGCGCCCUGCUUUAAAUCUGUCUGUAAACCUGGCGGCUUCGAGCUGGAUCGCUUCAAGUAUUAUCGGGAUAAAGGUCACCUGGGUAAUCCGGCAAUCCAGGCAUGGCAUUAACUCCAAAACUUGAAAAGGAUUAUUGAUCUAACGAUCCUGUGAAAAAAAAAAUUCUUGCAUAUAAUUCGUAAGAAAAUACGAGCCAUAAAAAAAUUAAAAGUAUCUGGGUAACAAAAGAUAAUAAGCCGAUAUAUUAUUUGUAAAAUUCUGAGUUUUUACCAGCUUUCCUCGACCCUUAAAUUUACAGUUCACAGAUGAAGACGUUGCUUGUUAUCUUUUCUUAUUUCCGUAUUUUAAUUGUUUCUCCAUUUAUAAAUUCUCUUAUUUUCCUACUUCUUGUCGUUCCCCCGAAGUGCUCCGCGAGGUCCUGCGAUUCACGUAUUUCUAUUUAGUCCAUAAGUACUAGGUACAGAAGGUGACCGUCUUCAGUUGUCAGUACUUUAUAAAACAAUGACACAUUAAAACUUGGAAGGUUUUUUUUUUACCUUUAGCGGUUGUUUGCCCGAAACUUACUGUACCAGACAACGGUGGGGUAGUUCCAUCAUCUUGUUCUCAAACAGACGUCGAGUAUGGCACACGCUGUGUUUUCUACUGCGGUGAUGGGUAUGCGCUGAGAGGUCCCAGAUACACUACGUGUCAGAACGACACAAGCUGGAGCGAAAUCGGAGCAUUGUCCUGUGAGAGAGGUAAAAAGUUUCAUUUGAUGUAUUCGAUGUUUAUAAUGUCUCAUACAGCCAAUUAAACAAACUCAUAAUGAGGUCUGCAGAGAAACACGUUGAUUGGUCGGGAUUGACGUAAAUGCUGGUUAUUACUCAUUGUGUCACUCUUUCUGGGCGGAAUGGUCAAAGUUAUAAGAAAACUUAAAAUAGAAGGUUUGGUUUUAUUGUCACACUCAGGCAGUCUCUAAAUAAUGUAAUUGAUCGAAUGAUUGUACACAGUUUUAAAUGAAAAAAUAAUAAUAAUAAUAAUAAAACAAGCCUUAACUAUUUUUUAACUUUCAACAGUGUACAAGGACCCGUGGAUCGUGUGCCCAAUCGAUAGAGUAGAAGAACUUGAGCCAACCAAGUCGACAGUGGUGCUAGGCUAUAAAUGGCAGCUUCCAAGAACGAACAUGAUUAACGUUGUUGUGUCACCUAGCAACUACAAUGAGAAUUAUACCUUUCCUGUAGGCAGGCAUCGUGUCACGUGGACAGGCACUAGUGACAGUGGAAUACAAAAGAGUUGCAGUUUCCAUAUCACUGUUGUUGGUGAGAAAUUGCUUCAUGCACGUCUUAGAUUUAGUUUUAGAUUUACCUUUAGACACUAGAGGGGGUCGACGCUAGAGAUUGUUACUUACUUAGCUCUUUAAGUGCCAAGAGUGAUCAACAUCUGUUUUCUCCCAACAAUGUCAAAGUAGAAUCAGGGGGAAAGGUUAGAAGGUUCAAUAAAAUGAUCACCUACAGGAAAACUGUGGAUCUUUAUAUAAAUUCUCUUUACUCAUUCUUUAACCCUUUCACUCCCAGAGUGCUUGAUGGAGCCGAGUUUUGUGAGGUAACUCUAACUUUUGAGUGUGUGGACGAAACCCUAUGGAGUGACCAUUCAAAUGAAACUUCUCUACCUGUACUUACACAUGGUGCUACUUGUUUUUCAAGAUUUCACAAAAUGAAAUUUGGGAUUUUUUGUUGAAGUUUACCUUUGGCCACAUUCGGCAGUGAAAGGGUUAACAAAAUGAAUGGAGAUCAGCUUUAAGAAUUUGUAUGUGGAUCAGGGGGUUGAAAGGGGUAAUUUUUUACUUUCGUCCCGUAGUCAGAUCAGUGAAAAUGAUACCGACCGGGUAUGUGGCUUUAAUCCUUAUCCAAGAAGAUUAGAAGGAUUAAUAAUUUACUGACUGGUGUGGAACAGUAGGCAGCACCUUUCGCUUCUUACUUUUAAGGUCUUGAGUCCCACCCAGAAUCAAACCAAAUCCCUAGCCUUGGGUCCACCCAAAUGAGCUAACCAGUCGGAGGUUAAAGAGUGUAUGCCUUUCUGGGAAUAAGAGUGAUUGUGCAAAUAGCCAUGUAUGUGGCCGGUCCCCAACAUAAUUUUCUAUUUUAAAAUUUGGCGCACCGUUUGCCCGAACUGGAAGCCAACAGUUUCCUUAUGUCAAUGUGGAAAAACAUUAAGUUAAGUUUAGAGGUUUUAAUUGAUCAUUUUAUUCUCCUAGACGUGACUCCUCCCACGGUGCAGAACUGUCCUUCUAAUAUAACUGAUCGCAGCAACUCACUACAAAAGGACAUCACGUGGACAGCACCAACAUUCACCGAUAAUGUGGCCGUGGUAAGCGUAUUGUCCAAUCGCGAGCCUGGAUUCACCAUGGAUACUUACACAUCACUAACAGUGCGAUACACGGCUUCUGAUGCGGCAGGAAACAUUGUUUAUUGCACUUUCAUCAUCACCUUGGAAGGUAUAGCAGCAAUAAUGGGUCUUCACUCUACCAUGUCAUUUUUAUCCAUCACGUCAAACGUCGCUUUUCAAAGGCCUCUCUUAAUUUAUCUUAUAGUGGGUUCAACCCUUUACGUCCAUGAGUGAAAAUCAUUAAUUUACGCAACAACUCUCUCAGCGCUAUCCACUGGAUAAAUCUCUGUCCAGUGGACAAUGCGAUUGUUUUUCUAUAAUAUUAAUAAUAUGCGAUUGUUUUUUUAUAAUACCCUGAGUAAUACUCUGGGUCGCAUAGGUAUGUUCGGUCUAUAGCUUCGGAAUUCCAUACAUGCACAGCUAAGAUGGCUGCAGGACACUACAUCUUAGCUGUUGUAACGUCAAGUCGACUUUGACAGUAUUUUUUAUUUCAGUCUAAGCAGGUGUUGGCAAUUAUGCUUGAGUUCAGGGCGGUUGUCGGGUCUCCUUUAGGUUCUUCGUGGAUGUGGUUUUAAUUAACAAGUGUGUCUAUUUUUUGUCGUGGUCGGUCGUUUGUCUUAGUCUUUCUUGUCCAUGACAACGGUCACCCGUCCUUUGUCUGGAGACAGUAUGUCUACGUUAUCGUCGGUUGCCAGUCGUUCCAUUUUCCCUUCGUCUGCAUUCAAGUUGCAGUCCGCAGUCUAUCUCUGUUCUUAGAGAGGCGGAUUGUAAAGUAAACUCUCUUCGUUUAUGAAUAAGGUGAUGAAGGCUGGUUUCCACUUUAAACGGAUUCAAGAGGGGAGUUCAAAGAAAAUGGAAACGUUCUGUUUCUUGCGGGUCCGAUUUAGUCGAGUUUAAAACUCUCUGACCUACCGAGCGCCACUACUCGAAUAAGCGCCGCAUCUUUACAGGAAAUAAUUUAAUAAAAGCGGCGAUGCUACUAUUGGUAUUUACAAAUUAACGCCCCCCCUCCGCCCCCCUUGUUAUGGCGCUUGAUAUAAAGAGAUAUCAAAACCAUAUCGCUUGAGAAAUAAGACUUCGACCAACUCGUGAGUGAUAAAGUUUUGAUGUUGGAGCGUUUCAUUGUGUUCUUUUGUAAACCGCCUAAUUUUUAAAUACGAGUUAGUUCUUUAACUUUAUUAGAUUUUAAUUGCCAUUUCAUGUACCUUUUGUAACAUGGGAUAUGUUUGUUUGUCUUUUAUAUAGACUUAUUAUUAUUAUUAUUAUUAUUAUUUUAUACAACAACACUUUAUUUCAUAUUUACAUACAAAGGAAAAAUUACAAAAAUUGUAGAAAACUAGAAAAAGAAGUAGCAGAGAGAGUUUCAGUUUAAACUUAUACAUAGACGAAUUGCAACCAAUGAUUUUCUAUAAAAAAUAGGAAUUAAACAGUCUGAUUCCUACACCUUCUGUGGAGAAGCAACGGAAAACCUGGUUCACUUAUUUUGAAGCUGUAAAUACUCUAACGCCUAUUGGAAAGACUGCUAUCAAUGGAUAAUGCAAAACACCUCCAAAGUAGAAAAAUUCAACCUCUCGGGAGCUCUCUUAUUUGGCUUAAUUAACGAUGCAAAAGCUUUACUACUGCACCAUUUACUACUUAUUGCCUGGCAUUAUAUCUACACCUGUAAACAAAGAGAUACGCGCCCAAAUGUCCAACUGUACAUACAAACAGUUCAACGUACUGUGGAAAUAGAAACGCAAAUUGCAAAAGACCAUAAUUCUUUAGACACUUUUAAAAAGAAAUGGUCUUUAUUAUUAUUAUUAUUGUUAUUAUUAUUAUAAUUAUAAUUAUUAUUAUUAUUAUUACUAUUAUUAUUAUUAUUAUUAUUAUUAUUAAAAUGUAGGGAAACUCUUGAAAACCGGUUCAUAUAACAGUUCGAGGUGUACAUAUUUUAUACUUUAUUGUGCAUACUCAGUACGCACCUCACUUGAUUCUCUCUAUAUUCCCCUCAGUGUUUCACCCGUAGUUGAAAUAAGCGCCGCACCCAUAACAGGGGAAAUGAAAUAGGCGCCGCGGCUCUUAAUCGAUCAUUUAUGGUAUUCACUAGGUCAUAACUUACUAAUCCCGGAUUGCGACUACGACUUCGACUGCAACUCCCCUGCUAGUGAAAACCCGCCUUAAACUGUAACUCACUUUCACCAGGCCCCGCCUUUAUGCAUAUAUGUUAUUCAUUAACGAACAAACUACUAACUUUUGUUUUUAUUCUUCGGUUUUGCAGGAUCAACUUGCCCAACGCCAACGCAACCAAGUCAUGGUAGGGCGAAUGUUUUUGGGACGUUCCUGCAGCUGAGUUGCGAUCAAGGGUAUUUCUUCAAUCCACAACCACCUGGUUACACAGGCCUGUUUAUAAAUCCAUCAUACAGGUGCGAAGACAAUAAAUGGAUGUCCUUUGCUACUCCGAAAGCCGAAUUGCCUGGAGGAAAACUGGAUUGUAUGAGUAAGUUGAUUACUUACAUUUCGAGGUAAAUCAUAUAAUAUGCCAACAGCGAGUUGUAUGUGGGUGUGAUCCUCGCAGUUAAUAGGCCAUUUGCACGAUCGCAUCACUUUACUACGACUACCAGAAUCCUUCAGGGUUUUACUUUCUUGUGCAAUUGUUAUUUAAACCUCACUGGGAUUGACCAAAUUGAAUAUGAAAGGAAAGACGUGAAGGAUUCUGGUCGUAGUAGUAAAAUGACGUCAUCGUGCAAAUGGUGUAUUGAAUAAUCUAAUACAGUAAACCGGAUAUUUGCGAAAACUUGUUUUAAAAUAACUAAGAUAGUACGCGCGCUCUGAUUGGCCGAGAGGAGUGUUUGCAUGAGAGUAUGUAAACAUGGUUGUGGCGUCAAGUUGUUUGGCUUUUCGCGCGCUAAUCACGCAAGCACAAAUUUGAAAAAGUUUUCGAGUUCAAAACUCAAAAAGUUUACUUUAUUUACCCAUUCCUUCGUCGGCUGAAAUUUGGAAAAUCGCUACAAAGAAGGUGUGUACAUUUUUCUUCGCUUAAGCUGACCGUUUUAAGCGAGAAAAAUCCGUAUUUUGCAAAGCAUCUUUUUGCAAAACAAGAACUGAUUACGCGUGCAAGACUUCGUGGACAAGAUUUUGCGACUGGUAAGAAUUUCUCUUUUAAUCAGUGCCUUACAAAGAGUUUUGCGUUUUUUUCUCGGGAAAGUUAUUUUAUAAAAGCAAUAGAAAACUUUUUUCCUGUGUUUGCAUAGCCUGAUAUAAACACUCGAGGCGUUGGGAGAAUUCUCGACAGUUAUGCAAACCCUCGACUUCGUCUCGGGUUUGCAUAACUCUCUCGAAUUCUCCCAACCCCUCUCGUGUUUAUAUCAGGCUAUGCAAACACGGAAAACGUUUUCUAUUGCUUAACUAAUUAAGCUUAUUAAGCCAGCUGAAGAGCAGGCUAAUCAUGUAUAAACGAACUGGAAUGAAGAUAUGGAAGUGGACGGGAUCCUUGCAGUUGAAUGAACGGUUUAGCGGUUCAGCGGCUAAAAAGAACCUGAGAAAUUGUAAAGGUUCUGUACAACUGCUUAGGUUGUUAAAAUAACCGCAAGGAUCACAUUCUCCCUGAUUUAAUCCAUAGAUGUAAAUGGCAGUGAAAGAAAUGGUAGUUAGAAAUGAUGUUGUUAUUGUUAUUGUUUUAUAGUGCUUUACUACAAGUAAUACACAAAACCAAUUACAAAGGAUACCUGUUGUUGCCACCCGUAUCUGUAUAUCUUUAAUUCUUCAAGGAAGACACUCUCCUUUGUGUCUCACAAGUCGUUAAACGUGUGUGUUAAAAUCCUCCGUCCAUACGUGAACGGUGGUCUGCAAUCUCGUGAGCCGCCGAACGCAUGCGGACACAACCUUGAAACCUAGAUCUGGAAUGGGAAGAUUAUUCUCUAUUUUUUUUUUCCAGAGUACUUGCUAUACAGUGGUUCACCCUGCCCAGCUGGAUCCAUUUUGGUGGAUUACCAAGUAUGCUGUAAGUUAUUCGAUUUUAAUGCAUUCCCGCCCUCAGCGACUUACGUUAAUUCUAAUUCCUAUUCAAGUACAUGAAUUAUAAGUCUUGCUCAAUUGGUUAUUUAUUAACUUUCAGUGAACUGCCCUCCCGGAAGUUAUGGUGACAACGUUACUAACACAUGUAUAGAAUGUCCCAUUGGAUAUUAUCAGGACGUAGAAGGGAAACCAGAAUGUCAGAUAUGUGCCAAGAACCGCUCUACAGCCAUCACAGGAGCCAAGAAUAUCUCUGACUGCAGACGUAAGAAAUUUUCUAAUCAGUCUUUCUACCACAGGAAAUUAUUCACACCUAGCCAGUGUAAAGAGCUCACCCUAUAGGGAAUAGAAGACAUCUUAUGCAGGCUAAGUCCAUGAAACCUAGGGUUUUUUUAUAGGUGUUAAAGUUAGAACCACCUUAUGUGGUAUACUGCCGUUGGAAGUUGUGUAGUGUGACUGUUGUUUCGAGAUAGUUUACUAUAGCCUAACAAGUGCCAACAUAGCAAUCUCCGUAGAUAAAGCAAUUUUUCCGGUAUAUAUAUUUUUUUAAUUGUAAACCUUUGUUGUCUAGUUUAUAUGCUACUCACAGUGUUUACUAAUUUUAACAACAAAGCCUCUCUUGUUUUGCAGCCAUCUGCCGGGCGGGAAAAUAUUCCACCAACAACGGCGUUUGCCCUUGUAAGAAAUGUCCUUUUAAUACAUUCCAAGAGAAUGAACAAAUGACCAGCUGUAAAGCAUGUCCUGCUGGAACUAGAACGUUGUACACUGGAAGUAAAUCCAUUGUCGACUGCGUAGGUAUGUGUAAGAAAGGGUAAACUUUCUAUACUCUCUAACUCCCUGGUACUAAUUCACUGAGGACAAUAAAGGACGCCUAUUGGAGACGGGACCGGCAUCAUGACAACCACGUGAAGGCCUAGUCUUUUGCAGGGAAGAGACAAUAAAACUGUCCCGAGUUAAAAUUAAGUAUUGCUAGAGUUGAAUGGGAUGUUGAGCUCGGAGUACACUUAUAGUCGGGUUCAACACGCUUGAUGAUAAGUCAGAUUAAUUUGAAAUUUCACUUCUAACGCCUGGUCAAAUGGUCAAAAAAUGUGUUUAGAGUCGAUACUUCAAGAUGUUGUGAUGAGUGUGAACUCGCUCAACUUCCAUGCAACCUUUUUUUUUUUCUGGAAAUGCUGAAGGGCUUUUUCCUUUCGCACCUUUUUUGUACUCACAAAAGCGCUGACUGGAGUGCAUGUUUCACUUAGCGUGGUCUCAGAAUCUCAAAUUGGAGAGAUUAAGAGUUUAUAGCAAACUUCAAACGACACGGAUGAUCGUGUGAACAAUUUGAAUUAUCAAAUAAGGAAAUGAGCAGAUUAUUAUGUAUUACUAAAACUGCAAAAAGUCUAUAAAUGAUUCUGUCUCUUCAUCGUGAAUGGAAGCGAAAAGAUUCUGAACUUUUUAGGACCCAUUAAGAAAGAUGUUAACUAUAAGCAGGAAAAGCUAGGAGAAUCGGAUCGGUGCUCCAUAUGGAUUUUUCAUACUGAUUACCUACUGUUACUUACAUUUUGUAUAAAAAGAAAAAAAAAUCAAAAAACAACUGUACUCCGAGUUAAUGGUGGUAUUCAUUUGCUGGUGCUUUUUUUUCUUUCUUUUCUUGAUUUAUUCAGCUCCUGUAGCUAUAACCGAGACUGUGCCAGGUUCAGACUUUUCGGUUCAUGAGAACGAUACCUUCUCCAUAUUGUGCAAUGUCGAGGGAAGUCCAUCACCGUCUGCAUCCUGGAACAAAACAGGCGGUGAGUCGAUACAUGAAACAAUCUUUAUUUGGAAUACAAUCAAUAAACGGUAGUCCGUUUUUACAGUUACAGUUACAGACGGAAACGAGGCUGGAGUUGACCUGGUUUUGAUACAACUCUUCCUGCUUUAUUAUGUAAAUCAUGUCGUUCUUACGCAUAACUUUCAUAAGUAAAACUAGGGGUACCUUCCGGCAAGUGCCAACGAGGCGAAUUCGUUUAUCUUUUGUGAAAUGUGCCUAUUCAGAUCUUCGCGAUAUACAUUUUUUUUCAUAAUUUUAGAGGUUUACAAUGGAUUCCGCUAUAGAAAAGGAUGGCACCAAACUUCAAAACAACAACUUUGGCACACUCUAGGCUGUCACAAUUUUAUUGAACAAUAACAACAUAGCUUGAAGCUUUGUUGGUAAAUAUGAGCAAGUUAGCACUUGUGUUUCAUGGAAAAUUCCAUUGUAUCAAAACUAUAAACGUUAGAAAAAAAAAUAUAGUUCCAAUGAGGCCUUUGACUGCUGAAGUUAGAAAUAAUAAUUAAAUUCCGAGCAACAGCGUCAUCAGGGAGAAGAAAAAUAUUUCGCGUGGUAAUAUACAUAAGAAAAAGUUGGUGUAAAGUAAAAUAUGUGAAAAGCGCAAGAAUGGGGCGGAAUGUAUCAGAGGUAUAAAAAUAUAAACUUGAAUAAAAUACAAAGAUCUAAUGAGCGAGCGUCACAGGUCAAAGAUUCUCUUAAAGGCAUAAUGAUAGUCUUCAAAACAAAAGGUUCGCAAAUUCGUUGCAUUCCUCGUGGGAGUUUGGGCUGUAUCAUUGUAAAUCAAAAAAACAUGCUGGUUAACAAAAUCUAAAGACAUGAAUAAAUUCUAAAAAAGGUCCGCAAAUACGUUGAGGACUGGCUCAAUUUAAAUCGAUCUGAUUAAGUUUUGAGAAUAUAACCCUAUACCUUGAUCAACUACUGCUUAAAAUUCAAUUCACAAAGCAAAAGACAACACGGAAAACCCUGGUUCUGAGUCGAGAAGCGAACGCGCUACCUCAUUGUAAAUCGAGCUGCAAAGAAUAAGCUGGUUCUGACAAAAAUUUGAGCGUAAAACCCUAUUCCUUGAUCAGCUGCUGCUUUAAACACAAUUUAUAAAGCAAACCAGAGCACUAAUUGCCCUUUCAAACUAGAAAUCGUAUUAGAGCUUGCUCACCUGUUAGGUCCUCUUGAACAGACAACGAACAGCUGCCCACUGAAUCACCCAAUUUCGGACCACGAGUUAUAAUUACAAGACCAUAACGUCACUACGCAAAUAUGGGGUCUUACUUACACCCAAAUAUGGUCAAAAAUGCAAAUUUUAGAGGGUUACGCAGAAUUUGAGAGUUUUUGCCUACAUCGUGCGGGAUUAUAAAUCUGCCGCCGAGGCAACCUCGCUUCUUAGCUCGGUUGCCUCGUUGGCAAUAACAAGGUUUGUAUCAAAGCAAGGUCAACCUCAACCUCACGUUCACUAAAAGGCUGGAAUACUAAGCUCACAAGUGUAAAAUGGUCUAUUAGUUUUAACAUCAUAGAGGUAUUUCAAUACCAUUUUCAAAUGCCAGUAGAAAUGGUCAGUUUUCCAUUAUGUAAACUUGAAAAACACACACAACAAACAAACAAGCUGGAAACAGUUUUUUCAGUAGACUUGCUCAAACUCCCAGUACUCGUUCGUUUCACGAUUGUUUUCCUAAGAACAAUGUAAACAAGAACUCAGCUUUGGUUUAGAGACAACUAUUAAACCUCAAUUUGCUCUCAUGGUAUUCUUAAAUUCUCGUAAUUUUCAAAAGGACAGUAAUAGGACGAUCAUAUUCAUCUUCCUUACGAUAUGACCCCUAGGUCAAACCAAACUGACGUAUUCUGGCUUGACUUUCUUCGUUAACGUAUCACAUUUUAUACUUAGAUUUUCGUAAGUUUUAAGAGUAAACUUGGACGAACGUAUUUUAUAUCAUAUGACCCGUACAGCGGGCCCCAAGCGCAAUUUCGUUGGAAGACCAUAUGAAAAGUCCCGCACGAGGGCCGUACGCGUCAAGCGUUAGGGACGAAGAAAGCGUGUACGGCCCUGCUAGAAAAGCGUACUGAUCGACGCGGGUUCGAACUCCGUCAGAAAAAUUCAAAAACACAACGGUCAUGUGAUAAAAUGCUUAUCGAUUGAGUUAAGUAGGACGGGACAGGAAAAUAUUUGGUUUCCCGUCCGACCCUUCCACUCAGUCAAUAAGUACAUAAUCUUACAUACGAUAUCACUACCGAGUCAAACCAUUCAGUACAGUAUCGUAGUUUCGUGUUUUACUUAUCACUGAUUUGUAACUUGUUUAGGUUCUCUCCCUGAUGGCCGCACUACGAUAAACGAAAUCUACGACCUGGAUGCGAAACUAACGGGUGUGGAAAUGGUUAUUACGGGAGCGGUGGUCUCUGAUUCAGGCACUUACGAGUGUAAAGCCACUAACACACAGGGAACGGUUACCAAGCAAAUUGCGGUUACUGUUCAGGCUGGCGCAACACCCAGCCGUUAAUAAGGUAAU